Messenger RNA from Podarcis lilfordi (Lilford's wall lizard), 73933 nucleotides. The record is from the annotation of a GenBank genome assembly. Lineage: Eukaryota; Metazoa; Chordata; Lepidosauria; Squamata; Lacertidae.
GCAGUGGGAGGCGAGCGUCCUGCCCGGCCACGUCUGCCGGGUCCUGCCGCAAGCGGCUGUGCUGAGGAGAGCCUGGCUGAAGAGGCCAGCUGCUCGGCCCCAUGGGCUGCUCCACGCGACCCUCGGCGGGGCUGCGCCGGCGGCCCCUGCUGCUGCUCGCGCUCCUCCUGCUCGCGCAGCGCGCCUCGGCUUGGGAGAGCGGAGACUUGGAGCUCUUCGACCUGGUGGAGGAGGUCCCGCAAAACUUCUACGUCUUCCUGGGAGUUGAGCAGGUGAGGGGAGGCAGCGCCAGGAGGAGACCCCCCCCCCGGGCGGGCGCGGGGUCCGGCGCGGCCCGCCGCUCCUGCUUCCCUUCCGGCUGGGCCCGGCUGCGACCUCCCCUGAAACCCGGGGCUCGGGCCCGGAGCGUUUGGGGCGGCCGAGAACCGGAACCAGAGGGUUCCUGAGCAUAUGCAGAUAAACCUCUCGGGCGGCUGCUGCUGCUGCUGCCUGGCUCUGCGUUUCUUGGGGGGAGGUUUGUGAAGCAGGUCUAUAGUGUGAGUUAUAAAGUUGUGUUCGUGUGUUUUAAAAGUAUGCAGUGCUGCCUCUUCUACCUUUUGCAGCUUAUUUGUUGCCCACUCACCACCAUUUCUCCCUGUGGCGAGGAAACCCAGCUUUCCUUGACCUCUUCUUCUCUCUCUCCCAUUUAUUCUCCUUUUUGAUGUUUGGAUAUUUCCCAUCGAUACCUCUUCUAAAGGUGCAGUGUUCUGUGUUUGGAUCCUGCAGGCUCCAUUGUGCUCUUUCCUCCUUCCUUCCACCUUUAUGUUAAAAUGUGGUUGCCCCUUCUUAUCUCACUUCUUUUCAUCCCAAACCCCUGUAGGAGACUUCCCCUUUUCUUUCAAAUCUAGGCCACCAAACCUGGAAACAUCUUCUAUUCUCCCCCCCCCCCGCCCCACUGCUUUUAUGGUAGUGGCCCUAUUUCCCUUUUUUUUUGAGACUUUUUUUGCACCCUAAACCUGUCCAGAUUUAUGAGUGAAAACUUACACGUUUCCCUUACGUUUGUGGAGGAAGCCAUGUGAUGCAUGCUUAUUUUCUGGCUAUUUCCAUCUAACAUUCUGAAGAAUGGGCUGCUCCCAAUAUUCUAAUUGUCUGUUCAUUAACAUUGCCUUCAGAGGCCUGUCACUGUGUGUUUUGUCUGGUGGCAACUGGACAUAGGAAUGGUAUCCCAUCUUUAGAGUUGCCUUCUCAGAAAGGCCUGUCUGGCACCCUUCCUUUUAACAUCUUAGCUGUGUGUUAAAAGUGAUUUUCUUUACCUUUAGUUUUUAAUCAACAACAAGAUGUUGCUGCUGUGUUUGUGGCACUGAUUUUAUUGAUACUUAUUUUAUUUGGUAGUUUUGCUGACGUUUUGGUUUACUUAUAGUUGUUUAUCUUGAUUGUGUACUAACUUGUGAAGCCAUUGGAUUUAAAAGCAAGAUAUAAAUGCCUUAAAUAAAUAAAGAAAUGCAUUGGAUGUGCGGCUGCUAUUGAGCAGCUACUAGGGAAACUUAAAAGGUUCUCUUAAGUUUGUAUUAGGAAAUAGUGUCCAGCUAAACAGUAUUGUAAAAGAUCAGGUUAACUAUUCUGAAACAGAUUUGAAUGGAUUUUACGUUUUGUUUUUUAAAUAAAGACUGAUGUAGCAGAUCUGGCAGAACCUAGUCAGCAGGUGGCUCAGCUUAUUUCUGCUCCUGAUGUUUGGACAAGGAGUAGCUACUUUGCUUGAGGAUCAAAUUUUCCUUGAAGUUUGUGGUAUAAUUUCAAUUUGAAACUGGCAUAAUUGAGACCUAAACCUAACUCUGAACCGAAUCUAAUCAUCAUGUUCAGUUCUGAUUCAGACAUUAAUGUAAAAUGAUGAAAUAACUGGUUCAGUUACUAUGAACUUAUGCUUUGCAGAUUGAUAACCAACCCUUCUUGCGGAGUAAGUCCCAUGAGAGUGAAUAUAAUGAUGAAUACUUAACUAGAGAACUUUUUAUAUAUUUAAAACAUGGUGGCGGAUCCAAAGAACCAUGUUUCUUCAUCUGUCACUCCAACUGACCUUAAAAGGGAUCUCCCCUGAACAGCAUUUGUUGAAGCCUGAGAACUUGCAGUUGGAAGGGGAACUUGUAGAAGCCCACAUAAUUGCCAAAGUGCAUGCUUGAGGAUCAUUGGAUCUUGACUGUUUUCACACACAAAUGCCACAUCCUGUAGAAUUCUAUCAGUUAUAUUUUAUCAUUGCACAAUCAGAAUGAAUUUCAGGAACGAAAAUGCUUUUUCUGUGCAGCCUGAGCAGCAGCAGUGAACAGUUACUUAUUGUCUCUGCUUACCCCACUCCACCAUCCUGCUCACAGUUAUGGAGAAUAUUUUUACGUUAUGAAUGGUCUGUGUCACCAUUAAGAAAAAGAAGUAGGAAUAUGCCAGUAUAUUUGUGGACUGUCCCUGGAUCAGGUGACUGUUCUUCUUUAAGUUCUCAAAGUCCUUGACCUACCUCAAUGUUGUCAUAUGAACUAGCCGGAUGUUUAACUGAUAAUCAAUCACAGUUAGCCUGUCAUUUAAAAAAUAAGACUUUAGAGCUGUCUUGCCCAACAAGGUGCCAUCUAGAUGGUUUGUACUAUAACUUCUGUCAGCUUUAGCCAAUAUUAUCAAUGGUCACCUAUUUGGGGAGCUGUGGAACUUGUUGAGUGGCACUAUUCUUAUUCGUAUUAUCAUUACUAUUUACAUUUAGUAAAUUUGUAUACCCCCUUCAUCUGUAGAUCUCAGGAUGGUUCACAACAUAAAAUUACAACAUGAAAACCAACCAUAAAAUAAAUACAUAAUAAAAAGAUAAUGGAAAACUAAUUUCCCUCUCCCACAAUACAUUUAAGAGGGAUUUGGUUGUUAAUCAACCAAAGGCCUGGUUGAAGAAGAAUGUUUUUGGCUGGCACCUAAAGGCAUGCAAUGAAGCCAUCAGUUGAAUCUCCCUGAGGAGAGCUUUCCACAAAUGGGGAGUCAGUGCAAAAAAGGCCUGUUUCUGUGUUGCCACCCGCCGGACCUUUCAUGGAGGAGGCACACGAAGAAGGCCCUCUCAAGUGUCUGAGUGGGUUCAUAUGGAAAGAGGUGGUCCUUUAGGUAUUGCAGUCCUGAGCCAUUUAAGGCUUUAUAGGUCAAAACCAGCACUUUGAAUUGGGCCUGGAAACUAAUUGUCAGCCCGUGCAGUCAGGCCAGGAUUGGUGUAAUAUGCUCAAACAAUCUUGCCCCAGUGAACAACGUGGCCACCAAAUUCUGCACCAGCUGAAGUUUCUGAACCAUUUUAUGAGGCAUCCCUAUGUAUAACACUGUUGCAGUAAUCUAACCUAGAGAUUUAAUCUAACCUAGAGAUUACCAGAGCAUAGACAAUGGUAGCUGGCUUGUCCCUGUCCAGAUAUGAGUUCAGCUGUUCCACCAGCCAAAGCUGAUGCAAGCUGAAAUAGGUUGGGGAAGGCUGUUUUAAAGAUUCCAAUGCAUACACAGGGCAAAAUGCAACCAAUUAGUGUAGUAUGGUGAUUCUAAUUUGUGGGGAAGUGGGGGGGGGGUCAUCACAGUUCAUUUCUGGAUUAAAUAUGAAGAAAAAUAGCCUUUCUCCAUCACUGGUGGCAUCAUUGUCAAAUCCAGCACCAUAUGAUGGCUGUGCCAUUUUGCCUGUUUGAUAAUUUGGCUCUGGUCGAAAGAGCCUUGAACUCUGUCAUCAGAAAAAUAGUGCAAGUAUUAUUGUCUGUUCCACAGUCUUUCCAUGGACUACCUGAAUCGAGCUCACAGAUCAUCAGUGGUUAACAGAACAAAGUAUGAGAUUAGGGAUGAGGUACUACUUGCCCCAAGAGAGACUUGAGGCAUAUUGUUUGCCAGUGUGGUGUAGUGGUUAAGAGCAGUAGUCUUGUAAUCUGGGAAACCGGGUCCGCGUCUCCGCUCUUCCACAUGCAGCUGCUGGGCGACCUUGGGCUAGUCACACUUCUUUGAAGUCUCUCAGCCCCACUCACCUCACAGAGUGUUUGUUGUGGGGGAGGAAAGGAAAGGAGAAUGUUAGCCGCUUUGAGACUCCUGAAGGGGAGUGAAAGGCGGGAUAUCAAAUCCAAACUCUUCUUCUUCUUCUUUUUUAUUCAGGAAGUAGCUGCUUGGCCUGGCCGUUCUAAGAACUGGAUAUUUCCCCUUCUAAGCUAUGCAAAUAAGGGCUGGCUCAGUUCUCAGUGGCUCCCAUUCAGACUGGGACAUGGUUGAGGGUGGAAUAGAGGCAUCUUUCACUCCAGACACAAGGUCAUCCAUCACCUGAGCAGCAGCAUCUGAGUAAACCCAUUUACUUUCUCUUAUAUAAAUGAAUGACUGCUCUUCAUUCAUAGGGGAGAAAAAUAAAGUGCUGUGCUUGAGGACAAAUCUUACCUAGUUUAUGACCCUGUGGCUUGAUGUGUCUUUCUGCACAGAAAUAUGCUGCACCUGUGGGUUCUUCAAUAUACAGGCCUCUUUCCCAUGCAUUCCAUUGCUCAUUAUAAUGACAAGCAUUUCAGUAGAAACAAACAGAUUGAUCUAAAUCCUAUACUCUCUCUCUCUCUCAAAAAUGCUUUAUUUUAAACAAACUAAUUUAUUGUUAGCCCUUCUGCUAGAAUAUGAAUAAAUGGAGGAUAAUUGCUGCACCUUUAGAAAAUUAACCUGUGAAGUAGUUCUGUUACCUGGAUGUACAUUUAAACUACGUGUGAGCUGAAAUGCAACUUCUAAAACUUGACCAAGCACAUUUUAUAUAUGAAGAAUACAAAACAAUAAAAUCAGUCUGUUUUCAAGGACAAUGCAGAUGUUGUAUUGUUUAGACCUGAAUAACUUUUUCAGAACUUGAUGAUGACAUCUGCUUGGUCUGUAGCUAUAGCAACUCCUCAAUGGCUUCCUUUCUAAUUUUCACAUAGAACUGACAUUUUAAUAGCUCAUUCAGAGCACUUAAUAACCUUAUGACAAGAAGCCCCUAAACAGAUCUGCAAUAGAUUAAAGAAAAAUCUGUAUAUGGGACAGUAGUUUUUUAAAAAUCCGCUUCAUAACUGGAGGCUUAAAGAUGAUAGUUCUUCUUACCAGCAUAUGUAAAGUAAUUUCUUAAACAAUUAAUAUAUAUUCUUUUCUUUUUUGCAAUGGAAAAACACCGAGUUCUUAUUGGAACUCAAUCAACAGAAGUUCAAGCGGUUCUUGAGGAUACUGAAUAACCUUUAAGCAAACCUAGACAUAAGUACCAAUUAGUCAUAACUUCCUUGGUCUCCAGCUGAUGUUUACAUUGUAUGAAGUCUUAGCUCUCCUCCUUGAGGCAUGGAGGAAGAUCUUAAGUUUUGUUUUCCACAUUCCACAUUUGUGAAAAUGUUCUGGCUAGCUCCCUGGUCUGUGCCAGUCCUAGUUCUUAGACAUGUUGACCACUUCCAUAGAAGAAGUUUUAAAUUGCCUUGGAGCUCUGCUUUAGGAUGUUUUUGUGAAUGUCUGAUAAUUCUUAAUGUGGAGGAGAGUCCUUUGUGAAGUGCACAAUUUGAACUGAAAGAGUAAAAACAAUGCAGCAUUUUAUCUGUAAUUGAAAAAGCGUUCUGUUAUAUAACACAAUGGUGGGAAGGGUGAUUCCUGUUGAAGGAAGAUUUAAUUUUCUUUCUUUGAAAACCUUUUGACAUAGGCUAUUUUGUGCAGAGCUAUCACCUUUUGUAUUUAGCUGUACAUUUCUUGUUCUGGGUAUACUGUCCCUGGUCAUUUGACUUGGUUGACUUGGAUAAGUGGUAGAGGCCAGAUAGCGUGAACAAGGGAAGGGUUAGAUUAAGCUCACUCUUCUACACCCAUGACCAAAUGUGAAGUUGCCUAAUAUUUGGUGUGUAAUCAAUUGCUGCUUUUUGAGAAUGUCAGUCUAGUAGACAUUGUGAAGUACUCCUGUAAGCAUGCUACUGAUUUCAUUUGAUUCUAACAUUUUGUCUGCCAAGAUCUUUUCUUGUUUCCCUUAGAUCUGCUAGUGAUCUUGCCAGUGUUUGGCCUUGUAGUGCAGAUUUCGCUCUAGGUGGGAAGGGGGUGGUGGUGGAUAGUUUUGCCUGAUCUCAGUUUUAUCAGGCAGCUUUGUAGACCUGAGUAGGUUAACAGCUGCACAUUCAACUUAUCCUUGUCCAAUGACAGCAUACACAGAAUCAGUUGCCUUGUCUGCUCCUGACGACUCAACGUGUGUUCUCUCUCUGAGAAAGAUAUGACAAAUCCAGGGAGAUUUGUCAUAUCUUUCUUAAAGCACUAAUGCUGGCUUGCUGUCAGUUCAAGGUAAGCAUGACUUCCAUUCUUUCCAAAUCCUCCCUGCAUCUUUCUGAAUUAUGCCCUACAUGUCAGGGUCGCAGCCUAGGUGUAAUCUUCUGACCUAGUGUGCCCUCUUUACCCAUGGCUAUUCCAGUGCCUUGUUCUGCUAGCUGCUACUGCAACUGAUGCAAGCUUUGCUUUGUUCUCGGUAAUGCAAAGCUUUAUUGGCUUUCUAGCUUGAUAGAGAAAUAUGUAGACUUGUGCGCAUCAUUAUUCUUGCACUGCAUGUCUGUCCACUGGUUGCAAAACCAAACACACACCUGCUUUUGCUAACCACAACAUUGCUGGUUCUAUAUAUUCUAUAUAUGUUUAAUAGUCUUUGGUGGGAUUUGUAGCAUCCAAUGCCUGUGAAUUCCUCCAAUUAGCUGUGUGAAAGAACUACUGCUUUGGGGUUAUGAUGGAAAGCAAUAGUGCACAUGUGAGUGGUUGCCUAGUAACUGCCUGCAUGAUUAAUUCCACCCUUGUGUGAUUAUGCCUCCCCUAUCCUGUGGGCAUGAAGCAGGCUCUAAACUGCGAAGUCACAGCCAGGGUGGCAACUCGGGAAUGAGGCUUGCUUUUGUUGGCAAUUUUUCCUGGGUCACCUUUAGUCUGAAAGUUGCGCUGUACUAAUUAUUAGCAUAGGGAGAAGUUUAUAUUUCCUGUAUUUUUCCACCUUUUUAUGGCGUCUUGGAUUAUCUUUGUUUUAACUGGCCAUUAGGAUAUAAAGUGGAGAUCAGUGAUAUGGGGUAAAAUGAAUUCCUUUAUAUAUUCUCCCCAUGGAAACUUUUUCCAUUUAUCAAAAUGCAUUUUUAAUAAAAAAUAAAGUCUAUCAUGAAUGGAUACUAUAUUUGUCAAUUUGAAGGGUAAUUUCAAACUUGUAAUUCUGUUGCUCCAGAAGACUAUUGCUAAGAAACAAGGUGAGAAAUGGACUAGUAUCUGCCCCAGUUGGGAGAGGGAGGGAGUGGAUUUACUUCCUCAUUUCUUCAGAACGGCUGAUGAACCCAAUUGCUGCAUUUCUAAGAGGGUUCUGGGCAUGCACACCUAAGUCAGCUACUGGAUAUGUCCUUAGUGAAUUCUGCUAUUCCAAAAUUUCCACCAGGGUAAACUUGGCAUUUUGUUCCUAUCCAUUUAACUGUUGAAGCCCUGAUCUUAAGUGGCACAGGCAACUUUCUUUCUCUAGCUGUUGUGUUAUCAAAACUACUAUUUCCAGCAGACUGGAUGAUUUCCAAUUCAGUAUUCCACUUACCUGAGUAGCAUUGAUGAGAUUUUUCUUUCUGGCUGUUGACACAAUGGAUCCCUAAUUUGUUUUUUUUUUGGGGGGGGGUUCACAUUACUAAGCUGCAGUGUACUUUUGCCUUUGUAGACUUUUGGAUUAAAUUUGGCCCCCAAGAAUUGCCAAUAUUUAAAAUACAGUUUAGAACAUUUGACGCGGGUGGCACUGUGGGUUAAACCACAGAGCCUAGGACUUGCCAAUCAGAAGGUCGGCGGUUCGAAUCCCUGCGAUGGGGUGAGCUCCCGUUGCUCGGUCCCUGCUCCUGCCAACCUAGCAGUUCAAAAGAACAUGAAAGUGCAAAUAGAUAAAUAGGUACCGCUCCGGCGGGAAGAUAAACGGCGUUUCCGUGCACUGCUCUGGUUCGCCAGAAGUGGCUUAGCCAUGCUGGCCACAUGACCUGGAAGCUGUACGCCGGCUCCCUCGGCCAAUAAAGCGAGAUGAGCGCUGCAACCCCAGAGUCGGUCACGACUGGACCUAAUGGUCAGGGGUCCCUUUACCUUUACAGAACAUUUGAAAAGGGAUAUGUGUAGAUUGGGGUAGCCAACAUGAUGCCCUCCUGUUAUUGGACUACAGCUCCCAUCCUACCUGAUCAUGGACUGGUUGAUGGGAAUAGUAGUCCAACAGCAUAUGGAGGGCACCAUGUUGGCUAUCUUGGGAUAGGUAGCCAAAGAAGAAACAUCUGCAUUAAAGUAGUGAUCUGUCUUACUGUAGACUUGCUCCUUUUGUUUAUACAUGGACCCCAUUUGGAUGAUUGGAAACUUAUUCACCUAGACAUCUCUAUCCCCAAUAGGAUGCUUCAUUGCUGUUUUCGGCUCUCCCCAUUCCCCAGAAGUCAGUUUAAAAUAUGCUCUGCAAUAUUUUUAAUAUUAUAAGCACCAUCUGUCUGUUUCCAUCUUUGGUUUCCAGUGAAGCCCAUUCCAGUACAGGGCCAGCUUAUCCCAAUAUGUUGUUCCCUAGUGCCUGACAAAUCCAAACCCUUCCAGCAAACACCGCCAUUUAAUCCAUGCAGCUUUACCUGUCUAGCUGGCCAUGCAAGUGGAACAGCUGGGAUUUAAAACAAGAGUUUUCUUGGAGGGUUUGCAUUUAAACUUCCUACCUGCCAGUCUCAAUUUUGCUUCUCUGGUUGGGCAGGAAAGAAGUGCCUUUGAGCUGAAAUCAUACUGACUCUAAAGGGUAGGUGGGGAAAGGAAACGAAGCAGGAGCAUAAUCCCAAAUGUCUGUGAAAAGGAUAUGUCAGGUGGGAGAGCAUAGUUAACUAAAAUGACACAGGACCGUCCUUCGAAGAAGGAUAAACGUGUUUGUGUAGUUCACAGGACCGCACAUUUCUAGCUACCUUAAGAUUUUUUAAAAAUAUAUAUUGAAUAAUAUAUAUAUAUAUAUAUAUAUAUAUAUAUAUAUAUAUAUAUAUAAUAAUAUAUAUUUUGUUUAGCAAUAAUGUUACUUGUAGCUGAGAGAUAUAACUUGUGUCGUUAUAUUUCUUAACAUAAUGUGUCAUUUCAUGGAUAACGCUUCUGUUUGUGGCCUGUGUGUGUUUCCUGAUGGGACACAGCUCGUAUGUUUUAAUACGUUAUUUAAGAACUGGAAACAAGUAGUUCUAAUUCAUCUCUAAACAGUGUCCUUAUACAUCUGUAUUAGCCUGACCAACCUGCCCUGACACUUUAAAGGAGAUGUCAUUUUAAAAAACAAAACAAAAAAACCCUUCAGUUUUGGCUUCUUACCACUUGAUGGCAGUGAAGGAGCUAAUGUUGCCAGGAAAGGUUCAGGGCAGGAUGCUAUUAUGAAUAACAAAAUGGGAGGUACAAAGGAAGUUUCUGACACUUUGAUAUUAUUCCCAUUUCCAGGCAAUUUUGCAAGUGACAGUAGUGGAGCAAAAGCCUCUAGAUGGAGCUUCAGCACUUCCAAAAGGGGGGAAGAGAGCUUGCCAAGCCUCCUUCAGGGGAAUGCUACCUAGUCUGCUUUUAAAACUUGUAUCAAACUUUAUUUCUCUUCUUCGUGUAUUUGGAUGCGUGUUGUAAUGAUAAAAGCUGUUCGUUCACCUAGAAGCUGUGUAGUUAGUCUGCCUUUCAAUAUAAACUCCUAAGGCGCAGAGCAAAGAUAAAACUAACUGAAGGAUAUAAUAAGCAGGAAGGGUACAUGCAACAGCUAAUAAAACCAAGUAGAUAUGUUGACCAAUAAAAAGCUUGUCUAAAUAAGCCGGUCUCUAAAGCCUCACCAGGUCAUGGGAUUUGGGGGGGGGGUGAUGAGGGAGACAGUUAAGAGCAAGGUAGGUAGAUUCAAGUGGUUAAAUGUCCAAACCACUUGCUGCAUUUCUGGAAAUACUCAGUAAAUUGAAUUAUUGUGGCUCUGACGAUCAUUUCCAUGGAAAAUCCAGGGGCACUUUACUACUUUGUAAAAGUUCUGCUCCCUCCCCCUGUAUUACUUUGAGGCUCACUGCUUUUCUUUUCUUCUUCUGUAACUUGGGGGCCACCACCGAAAGAGCCCUUUCUUUGGUGGCUGUCAACCUGGCAGUUUCCACCUAUUAUCACAGGGUGAGAAUAGACUUUUGUACAGUAGGUUAUAUUCCAACCUCUCAAACGUCAGAGGUUUCUGUUCCCCUCCCCCUCUCUCCAUCCUACAUCUAGCCAUGGAAGAAAGAAAGAAAGAAAGAAAGAAAGAAAGAAAGAAAGAAAGGUGUCAUCCCAGUUCAGUGAUGCAUUUCAACCUAGCAAAGGGAGGGGCAGGACUCAUGAAGGCUUGUGACUAGAGACUUGGCCUUGGGAGCCAGAAUGGAGGACCCGAGGUUUCCCACUCCUGUUCCAUCAAAAGGUGAUCUGUGCUAGAUCCUGGCGUGGAAAGAUACAUAUGGGGGAAGGUAUUCCCUCAAUAUAUGACUGUUCUAAACUCAAAACUAUGUGUCUCCAAUGCACAAAAUCUGUUUUAGAGCCAUUCUUCACAGCUAAAAAAUCAUCAGAGUGUGUCAUUAGAUAGCUAUCUAUUUAAUUGAUGGUUUUUCCUCCCUGAAUUAUUUUGUGAGGGAAGGCAAUGAAAGGAUUCGUCAGUUUAGGAACUGUCAGUGACAUGGGUUUUGGGGAAAUGUUUCCUAUAUGAAUUAGGGUAAUUUUAGGGAAAUAUUAGGAGUAUUAAUGGGAACUUUUAUCUGAUACCCUAGAGAACGAUCUAGUUUAACAUGUUUGUUGUACUAAAAGCUUUGAAACUGCAAAGCAUGCCUAAUUCCAUUUGACAUCCAUUCAUUGUUACUAACGAACAUAUGAUAUUGAAAGUUUUUGUGGAAAAAUAAAGCACUGGAAAACUUUCAGCUCUACAUCCUUGAGUACUGUACUAAAAGGCAUUGGGUGAAUAAAAGUUGGUGACUGCAAGGGAAAAUUUGCUUAAUGCUUUAGGAAAAUGUUAACUCCUUUUGCAUUUUUUAAAUGUGGGUUUUACCUUUCUACAGUAGAUGAAUUUCCUCACAUCAAGCAAACAAGAAGUGUUAUUGGAGUUCAAUGGCACAGAGGAAAACAAUCAAGGAGGGUUUAUCUGGCCUCAUGACACUCCCCAAGCCAAACACCCUCCUGAGCUACACCCCUCAAACAGCAAAAUAUUUGGGAACGCUUGUUAGGUCAGUGAUAUUAGGUAAUGUGGAAGAGUGUGUUAGCAUACAGAAGCCCCCAAGCAUUGGCCUUGUGUGAUAUUUGAGAGCCUUUCUGCAGUCUUCCCCACCGCGGUUCCCUCAGGAUGUUUUGUGCCAUAGCUCCUACCAGACCAAGGCAGGAUGGCUGGUGGUCAGAGAUUAUGGGAAUUGUAGUCUCAAACAACUGACAGGCACUAGGUUGGGGAAGGCUGCUCUAUUGCAGCAGUAGUCAACUUUGCAUCCUGAUAGUAAGGCAAGAAUGAUUGUUACAGUUUUUGGCAACAAGAAAUAAUACUCAGAGAAUUAUUGAGUUCCAUUGGCUUUGCGAGUCUCCAUGGAUGUUGGUCCGUGCCAACAAGGGAAUUGCAUCGUCCAGAAGAUUUUAUUUAUUUAUUACUUUUAUGAAAGAUCACAGGGCAGUUUACAACAUAAAAAUGCAAAAUGGAAACACAAAAUGCAUAACAUAACAACAAAACCCAAAGAUGAGACUAUGGUAGCUAUUACUCCAAGAAUGACAUAAUGUUUUAGACUGGUGCAAAACACUGAAGCAAUCAGUGCAAUUUAAACUCAGAAUUGUAAGUAAAAUGCUGUAUCAGAAUAUGAAUUCCAGUCAUAAAGUGGAGUGCCUCUUCUCUUGCUUUCUGCACCUGUCUUGCACUAGUCAAUUUUAUUCCAAUGCUCUUUCUGGAAAAGUUGCAUUCUUUAAGAAGAGCAUGUAACUAAUUUUAAUUUAUAGUGGGCUUUUGGCUGUUUCCUGGGUUGCCCUGCAGGCUAUUUCAGCCCAUGUGUAACAACUCUGUGAAAGAAGAUCACAAUACUACUUGCUUAGCUGAUGCUGUAUAAAUUGUCACCCUAAAUCAAAACUGUUCAGAGAUUUAUGACCAUGAAAUACUUGGUGGUGCUAAAUUUAGUGGUGGAAUAGGUAGCACUAACUUCGGGGUGUGUGUGUGUGUGUGUGUGUGUGUGUAAUGUGUAACAGAACUGGUUGUGCAAGUAUAGAAAGCUGAAACAUAUAGACUGGUUUUCUGUUUUGUUAAAAAAUAAUUCAAAGUCAUGUACGGAUUGGAAAACUGAUUAAAAGAGUACAUAAAAAUAAAAUCAACAGCAGGAAAACAAGUGGAGCAGCAAAAGAUCAAGCAGCAAUUAUCAGAGCCAGACUUUAACAGCCUUGCCAAUAAUUGGCUGGAAAAGCUUUCCUGGAAAAAAUAGAUUUUCCUAUCUGUCACUGACUUAGGAAACGGCACUUAGACCUGACAAGAAAUAAGUGACUAUACCCACAGUUGGCCUAAUAAAAAUGUUGCUGUACUAUAUGGCUACACUGGUGUUGGUAUUUGCUGCCAUAACUACAGCCAGUAUAAUAUGGCCAAAAUGUGGGUGGAAAUUUACAUGUUACCUCUGCAGUGUGGGAGAGAAUCAGCCUGCUAAGGUACCAAAUAAAUCACCCAUCAGAUGAAAGCAUGGAGUGUACAGAAGUGUUGGUAACUUCUUCUUUUUUUAGAAAUCUGACACUACUUUGAACCACCUAACUCCGUAAUUUGAGAAAUCUGUGUGGAAAUAAAGGGAGCUACUGGUACGAUUUGUGAUGAAGGACCUAGGUGGGUGGGUGUUUUUAUGAAAGGGAACAAAACAGUCAUUCUCCUGGCUUGCAUAGCCACUUUCUCUUCUCUAUCUUGUAGAUGAACUCUGCUGAACUAUAGCUACUAUGUUCACUGGGGUAUUUUUUUGUUUUUUAAGUUUAAUGAAAGGAGCUUGGGUGUUUGUGUGAAUGCUACUAGAGGCUAGGGGACUGAGCUACAAGUCAGGAAGUCUUUGGUUUGAAUCUCAUCUCUGCCAUUAACUUGCCAUAUCUUCUUAGGUAAGCCAAACUUCCCCUCAGGCUUCAGUCCAUUCUCAGUCACCCAUCUGUGAUAUGAUGAAAACACUGACAUUCCUCACAGGGUUUUGCAUCAUCUGGUUAUAAUCCUUACAGGUGAAGCAUUGCGAACACUUGAAAAAUCUCUAUAUAGAAUAUUGCCAUUAUUAAGGAAGUUAUGUGUUCGCAAUGCUUCACCUGUAAGGAUUAUAACCAGAUGAUGCAAAACCCUGUGAGGAAUGCUCCUCCACCAUGAUAUUUUAGUGCUCUUCUCCAGUGCAGUUCUGAACUGGGGCAGUGGUUCUAGUAUUUGCAUUGCAUAGUUGCUGUGCCCACAUUCUCGUUGGCUAUCCUUGGAUGUUGUCAAAGAAACAGGUUUGAGUUAAAAUGGCUAGUUGGGAGAGAGUAGUUCUUUUUUCGCACAUGCCUCUUGGGAAGCCAUUUAUCUUCAUCUCUCAGUUAUUUGGGAAAUUCUGCUUGAGUGGAGAAGCCUCCUAGAUACUUUUUUAAAAAAAAAAGAGAGAGAGAGAGAACCGGCUUCUGUGUUUUCUUUCAUCAGACUUGGAGGCUUUGUGAGCCCAGAAGCAUGGAGAGAUGUACAAGUGUUCUUGGGUACAGAGGACCCCAUGCUUCGUAUCUGGUGAAUGUAUUAUCUGCUUGGACGAAACCUAGAAACACAUUCAGUCAAUAGAUUUGUGCUGUGGGUUUGAUGUAAUAAAGUUUCCAGAAAUUAAUUACUUAGUAUUCUUACAAUGUAUGUCUUGCUCAUUUUUCUUUAAAUAUGUGUUUCCAAAAUGCAAGCCAUGUUCAAUUAUUGUGUGUAUUGUGUUAAAAUGAGGACUGAUAGACACAUGCCACAUUCUAACACACCCAAUUCAGAGAAAUCAGAGUUCUGAACUAAAAGGGGAGAAAUAACGCUGAGUUGUGAAACGUACAACUUGGUGCUGGCUAAAGGACUCCUGAAAACAAUGUGUGUUUAGGCUGUAGAAGACCUGGGACCCAGAUGUUGAGCUCAGAGGACAUCUGUGCCUGAAGUAAAACAAGAUCACAGGUAUAGGUAAGACUUAGGUAUGAGUUCAGUGGUUUGCUUCCUGGGGUACGCAGAGAGAUUGCUAAGAGAGUAGACAUGACAAUGACUAAAAUCUGGCUUGUAGGGGAUCCAAAAACAAGGCAGCAUUAUGAGGUUGUUAAAGUGAGGGAAUGAAAGGGGAUUAGGCAAAAUUCAAAUAGGUGUACUUGGGCAUAGGGGAGCAGCUUCAAGAGAGAAAAGACCCCUGUAAUGUAAUAGGGAAUGUUCUGGUAAGGGGUGGAUUGGGCCAUGUAAAGGAACAAGGAGGACUCAUCUGGCUGGUGCUCUUGAAUGGAUUUAGCUAUCAAGAACAUUGACUAUGGUGAGUGGCUUCCUGGGAGUCAUACUGCAGACACUGUUGUUCUGUCUGGUGUGUAGUGUUGAUGGAGGAAGCUUGUAUCUCCUGGAGCUGUGGAUGCAGCUGCUUUUAGAUGCAAAACCUGCAUCUGAUGACCUUUUGUUUACCAGGCAUUUUAUCUUAUUACUAUUAUUGCAACCUAGGUCCUUGGUGAGUCAGUCUGUGAACUUUCUGGUUCCUCAUGACCUUACUGGCAAGAAGGUCAAGCACAGAGAAAUCUACAAGACUGUACAUAAGGUCAAGGUGGGGGGGUCGUUUCUUGUGGUCCUUUGCUUUUGCCAAACCCAUCUUCAGUUCACUGUAAUUGGAGGUUAACAGUGAAAACCUUGUAGCUGUGUGUGUACCAAAUAUAUAGCUAUAUGAUUAUUUUAAAUGGUUUCUUAUAUUGUGUUAUAAUUAUUGCAGCCUGUCCUGGAAUCCUGGGGUGAAGGAUGAGUAACUCAUUGUAUAGCCUGCUGUGAUGUGGAAGAAUGUCCAUAACAUUUCUGAAGAGCAACAGUUGAUGUUGACAUAUAGUGUAGCUGCUGUGAGAAAAGAUGUCCCUUCCGAAACCUGAGUGGAAGGAGACUCAGAGAAGUGGAAUGGCAGAUAUUCCCGUACAGCAGUUCAGUUAUGGAACUCCUCUGUGGCAAGUAGCAAUUGGCUUUCCAGGAAGCAGAUGGAUGGUAAAUAGCAAGGCUGCUCUAUCUGUAGGCAACCAUCCCACCUUGACCCCACCCCACCCCAGUUUUUGGCCAGGAAGGAGGACAGAUUAAAAUUGGCUCAGGGAGGCAUUGGCCGGAGAGUAUAGGUGGGGAAGAGUUGAGCAUACUCCCCUGCAUUAAUCCCCACCCCCAAUCCCACUUAACAUUUUGUUGCAGCCGAAGUCCAAUUUAUUACCAAAAACAUUUGGAUGUUAACCACUGCAAUGUGUAGAAGUGAUUUUAAAUUAGUCGUAGUGGUGAGAAAGUGUUUGGGUUGUUUGUUUUGUUUUGUUUUGUUUUUAAAGCAGGAAAAUGAAUGACAGCAUUACAAAUGGAACAUGGAAUAUUCCCUCCCCCCCCCAAAAAAAAUAUUUAUUUUUUAUGUAAAACUAGUAAAUGAAAUUAGUCUGCUAUGAUUAAAACAGAUCGAUAACAUGAAAUGCAGGCAUGAUCGAUGCUCACAGUUAACAGAAACCUAUUUUACAACAAAGUCUGGCUUUGUGUAGCAGCAUGCACUUUAAUCAGCAACGUGAUGAAUGCUUGGCCACUUGGAAGGGAUGCCGUUUACAAGGGUGGGGAGGAGAGGAAGGAUGGAGAAUCAGCAGUAAGUAUGUUGAUUACAAACCUGAAAGUAAAUAACAAAGGUACUUGUGAAAAUCCCAUUGCCAGCUUAGGCUGAAAUGUGUAGCAGUCCCCUCUGUGCCUUGGCAAUAGGCUGCUUUAUGGAAGUGAUGGUGAUGCUGAAGAUAUCAGCCUAGUUCUCACUGAUGUGGUAAAUCUGUGCUUGGGCUAUGCCACUUGAAGCUGCAGGUUAGGGGCUCACUUGAUUGAAUGAACCUACAUACCCUGCCCCCUCCCAGAUAGAAAACUUGAUAUUGGGGGCAGGGGUGGGGGGUGGGAGAGAGAGAAUGCUCACUCUCAGCCCUCUCAUUCACAUCUACUUGCCUAUUCCGCAAAGAUGACAUAUUGCUUUUUUAUGGCGCAUUCAAUCACAGGAGUCCUCACCUGCAGUCUGAAGUGGUAGGGCCCAGACAGAUUUACCCUUAGUGAGAAAUAGUCCUUAGACGUAACACCAAACCAUAUCAGAGUUGAUUAGAAUGCUGCCCUUCUGUACGCUUUGGAUCAAGCAGUCACCAUCAAGCUUGCCUUGUACAUUAUGCCCAGGGGACUGCUGAACUUCUGUGCUUACAGUCCACAGGGAGAAGCAGCUUCUUAGAGGAAAGGCAUUUCUUGCUAUCAGUUCUGGAUUAGCUCCAGGAUGCCUGUAGAUUGAAUAAGAACAGUUUUCUUUGAGCAUUUAGCAUACAGUCAUGUCCAUGCAUACUGGAAAGAAAGUUCCUCUGGAAGAGAGAUUCUAGGUUUUUUUGUUUUUACCAUUAUUUACUGAAAGCCAUAAAUGAAAUUUAGUGUGGUGGUGUUGUUGUUUAAACCCCCCCCCCCAAUAAUAAUCAAAAUCUAGAGCCAAAAUCCAUCUUUUGUGGUUACUGGAAUGACUCUAAGUUUCAAUUUGGCAUUGUACAUACUCUAAAAAGCUAUAUUGAUAUAAUUUGGACUAAUUGGUAUGAUAUGUUUAAUUUGGCAAAUGGAAACUUAAUAAAAAUUAUUGGGUGGGGGGAAUAAAAAGCUAGAUUAGUGGAAACCUCUCCAAGGUCUGGGGUUAUAUGGAAGCAGUUUAUAUUUGUCUAGAGUGCAAUAAUAUAAUUUAAUAAAUAUGAUAAUUAUUUAUUAACAAAUAAUAGGUAGCAACACAACAAUAUUCUUACUGUAGAAACCAAUUAGCUAUUACAGCAUUGACCUAACUUUGAGGCUGGUGUAGACAAAUAACUGUUGCCUAAACAAGGCACCAUGCUAAACAUGAAUCUUCACCCUCGCUGCCUUCUCCCUCCUUCUACAUCCUCCCCCACCCCUUAGGGUUUAAUCACAAUUAAGUGACAGAUGCUGAACACAAUUUGUCCUAGUCUAAUUGACUGCAAAGUCAUGGUCAAUAUUGCAUUGGCUAACUCAACUCCUCACAGCCAUGUCCAAACAUAAUGAAAUUGUGUUAGUGAGACAUCUUGCUGAAGCUGGAGGUGGAGGUGCAGAUUUCUAGCCCCCAAAUUACUUAAUUUACAUAUAUAGCAUGUUGAGUUUCUGUGUAUAAAUAAAGCCACUUUCCCCUACAUACUUGCAUUCAUAAUUGUGUCUCCAGAGUGAACUAAUUUUGCAUCGUUUUCUCCUUUGGUGGAUCUGAGGAGUAGACUCUUGAGUGAAAAGAUGCACAACGUCUUAACUUUAAUUUUCUUUAGGUGAUACAAUUUCAAUACCACAAUAAGAAAAAAGGCCACACUCUUUUGCACAAACAGGGUGUAUUAGACUAAUCAGAAAGGAUGUUAAUAUAACCUAUUUUCCUAAAUUCUGUUGUUGUUGUUUUUUUUAUCAGUUUCUUGAUGAAAUCUGAUGCAUGUUUUAUCAGGGUGAAAUUCCACUGUGUUUAAAAAAGGAUACUCCUCAGUAAGUGUGUUGUGGUUUACAGCUGCAAAAUAGAUUGGUGAUUUCAGCAGGUGCUCAUAUCUUGCCUGUGAAAAUGCAAAGAUUUUGCCUUGAUGAUGAUAUCCUGAAUCUUGUAUAGUUAAUAGUCUUUUCCUGCCUGCAUCCCCUCCCCAUUACUCAAAGCAGUGAAAAGACCACUUCAAAUAUCAUGCUUUUUCUACACAAAAAGCCCUUUGGUGUAGGAAAAAGCAUGAGGCCUGCAUGGAGACAGUCAUGGGUGAGUUCCAUGCCUCUGUUUCAAAGCCUCUGUGUUCUCACAGUACAUGUAGCAUGCAUGUAGAAACACAGAGAUGAUUCCUCACACAUGCAGCACGCUCCACCCGAUUAUCCCCUUCUGGCCUGAAAUGUUUUGUGCUGAAUUAGGCUUGUGCUGUAAAUCUGUAAUGAAAACAGUGCUUUGUGCUGAAGGUUUGACAGGCUAAUUACAGUGCUGCUUUAAUUGUCUUAUUUUUGACUUCUUAUAGUUUUAGAACCUCUUCCAGAUUUGACCCACUACAAUAGUUUGUGCAGAUGUAGUUCUAGAGAAUGAUGUAUGGGAGAGGAUGCGAUACCGGUAUAUAUCCCGCUUUAUUACUUUAAUCCGAGAUGAAAUAUCUCUCUGAAACCAAAUCCUCAUGCUUAGUUCACUUGACAAGACUUUCACUUUAUACCAAGCAGUUUCUUAGGGGUCGUUAGGAUACGUUUGUUUGAGGCUAGACUAUUGUGGUGGUUAUGUAAACGCUCAGCAUACGUUGCCUUUGACAUGUUGGCCAUUAAACUAGUUGUUUUCAGGGUAUAUGUAAUGAUACUUUGUAAUUUAGACACAGCUUUGUUCCUCUAGAGAAGAGGUAGGGAUUAACUGUAACAUCUUUUUUCUGCUGGGUUUUCUUAGAAACCGAAUUUACUUACGCAUCUGUGCAAUUAAUUCAAAACACCCAAGCUUCAUUUUUAAAAUAAUAAUAAUGAAAGUGAACUGAGAUGAGGGCAGUGCUAUUGUUUCGUUGCACUUCUGCAGUUUCCUUCUCAUGAAAUGCAAGCCGACGCUGCUGUGAGUGAAAGCCCUCUUACGCAGACAAGCAGAAACAAAGGUUGCUUGAAUUCUGCAAGAAAUUAAUAGAGAUGCAAUUUUAAUAUUAAGGGCACCACAUUAGCUGAGGCCUUGCAACUUGUAAAAAUGAGCAUAAUAGCUGAAGAAAAAGGGAAUAUUUUAGAAGAUACGCAGAUGUAUUAAUUUUAAUUUGUCCUUUUGAUCUGUUAAUUACCGCUGAAGAUUUAUUGACUAAUUUUAAGGAAGCAAGUGUUUGAAAGUUUCUGGCAAAUACUAUCUUCUUGUAAUGAGCACAUGGCAGUGAAAGAAGUUAAGAGGAGAGCAAAAUUAGAUUGACUGAUUGUUCAGUCAUGUGGGCCUGGCUCGCUGCAUAUCCCGGCUGAAGAAUGAUUGCUCAAAUUACAUUGCCUCAGGUCCCUGCACUUGGUUGGCUGUCUUCUCAGAUCUUAACAAGGUUCUGGGAAUUCAUUUCUGACAAAGUUUGCUUUGUGUUUUUCAGGAUGCUUCAUCGGCAGACAUUAGGAAAGCGUAUCGCAAGCUUUCGCUAAUAUUGCACCCAGAUAAGAAUAAAGAUGAAAAUGCGGAAACCCAGUUUAGACAAGUAAGUGAUGCACAUACAAGCAUUAAAAUGUGUCAUGUGAUCAUUAAAACCUUGAAUAAAUAUAAUGGUGAUCGUGGGGUAUUAUUUUUUUGAAAUGAUUAACCUGGGGAAGUUUGGAAGCUUUUGUUGCCACUUUACUAUGGUCUAAUGCUUUCAACUCCUACAGAAAUUUAAAAUGGGUAAAAAAACCCCACCAUGUGCUGUCAGAAGUUAAACAUACUUAGAUAAUGGGAAUGCUUAGGGUUGGGAACAGGACUUUGUGGACUCCUUGACUCUGUUGUUGUUGUUUUACUAUAGUGCCACAAUCUGCAUGUUUUGCAUUGCAAUGGAAAAAUAUUUCAUCAAACAUGUUAAUGUGUAUAAAAUUAAGCUUUACUCUGUGGGUGUCUUUUUCAAAGAAGGCCUAAUAUAUGGUUUUUCAACAGUUGUUUACUUGGAAUUUAUAAUGAAUACUACUGGAACAGUAGAGCAUGCUUUGAAAGUUGGAUGAUGGUGAUGAUUUGUUUGUAUCACAGAAUAAUUAAAUUGCUACUAUCUUGAACAGAAAAUUACUGAAAAAAGGGAAAAAUAUUUAGUUUACACAGAAUGACCUGAACUGAUUCUUUGAUUCUAGGAACUGUUCUUCAUUCUUACUUUUAAGAGUACAAAAAAGCCCAGUAUAUGUGCAGUAUUGUGGCAAAAUAUUCUGGCUGUUCUGUGCACGGUUGCUGGUGUGUUGCUGUUUUUAGAAAAAUAAAAGUAUGCUUUCAUUCUAGUUGGUGGCCAUAUAUGAGGUUUUAAAGGAUGAAGAGAGAAGGCAUAGGUGAGUUUAUUUUGUAUAUAUUUCAAAGCAGAGGUUUUUUUCCAUCUAAACUGAGCCAGGUUAGCCAGAAUUUUAUAGGCUCUCUCAUAUGUGCUAGGUUCUAGCCUAUGUUGAUAAAAGAACCAGGUGAUAACUUUAUAAUUUGUAAUAUAAAUAUGAGUUUUUAGACUGCUAACACAUGCUUAGUGCAGUAGUUCAUUCCCUCUUAAUUGUUAAGCUGAUACUCAGAUUCUCCAACUAUAGAGUAAGACCUGUGGAUUUUCACUGUGGCCAGUGCAAUCUGAUUGUGGGUAUUGCUGCUUUGCUCAAAUCCUUUCAGUCUGAAAAGCCAUCUUCCAUUUUUCAGGAUCUCACCAAAAGUUGUGGACUUGGGUUAUUUUCUCCAUGGCUACUGUAGCAUGUGCUGACUUUAAUACACACACACUCUCUCUCUCUCUCUCUAUAUAUAUAUCACACACACACACACACACACACACACACACCCCUUUAAAAAACCUAAACGAUACGACAAAAAUAGGAAUAUUUGAAAAGGCUUUUAGUUAUUGCAUAUUAUUCAGACGCUUUUUUUCUUAAGUACAAAACAUAAGUAUUCAUGUACCUGUGAGAACAUAAUUUUACCAGGCAAUUGCUUGUGCUUGGGUUGCUUUCCAGAGGACUGUUGUAUUUUACUUUGGACUUGUGGUUUAUUAGGAUGCUCACUUUACUGUUAGUGACCCAGAUAUUUUGGCCAAAGAAAAGAAGGGCUUGCUGCCAGCAAAUGAGUUCUGUUUAAAAUAUCUCUAGGUUUUCAAUUCUCUGAGUAGUGAUGCUGAAAGUUCUCCAGGAGGUUCUUGGCUUUGUGGAAACCUUGGCAUGAGUCCAGGUCUCAUAGUAGAGAUUAUCUACUUUCAGAUAAUCCUCUGUGUUGAAAGAGCCAUGGAACAGUGUUCAGAGGAGUUUUGGAGAUUCUGUGUAUGGUUUUUACCCUGCCUCCCACUGCAGUCUUUCAGCUUGGAGUCAUAGAUCAAGGAAGUUUAGGAAGUUUAACAAUAGGGGGUCAAUGUCUGGUGUCAAAUGGUUGCAAAAGGUAUGAACUAGUUUAAAUGCACCCCUCUACACUCACACUCACACACACUUAAUUUUUUUGAUAGUGUUUAUUUUGCAUGUUCAUGGCUUUAAUACUAAAUAACCUGUGUUUUUGUAUGGGUUUAUUUUUACAUCUCCCCAGUACAUCUAUGUACUUCCACAACCACACUGACCACUGCCAUGAAAUUAAAUUAUUUAGGGAUUUCACAUAAUGUGUAUAUUGGAAAUCAUGUAAUGAAAUUAUCUCAGAAACGUGUUUAAUUGAAUUGGUGCAAGCCUUCAUCGCCAUGUGUAAAACGAGUUGCUGUAAACAAUGAUUUUUUAUGGUUAUUCAGCUAAAUGCCUAAAAAUGGCUCGUGAUGAUCCCUGAAUGUUCCCUGACAGCAAGUAUUCCCUUAAAAAAAAUUUUUUUUAAGCCCAACAAACUCUGCUUUGAGACAUCUCUUUCUAGGACUCUGCCUUUGGGAAUUCUUGGCCGCUUGGAUUACAGAUUCAGUUGCAAAAACUGCACUAAUAACAAAUAUAAAGGCUAUUUCUCUUGCAUUAAAAUUCUUGUUGCCUCUUGAUUAACAGUUAUUUUAGGUGGGCUUUCCCCCCUUCCUUAAACCAUGUGCUUACCAACUAAUUACAAAAUAAUAAAUUAGUUUCCCUUGGUUCUUCCUUCAGAUUCAUGUGCUCCAGGUUUGGUGGUCCCUGACUUUGUUUAACUGUGGGCAGAUGCUCAAUGGACCAUCAUCUCCUCCAAGCACUCAAGUUUCUCAGCCUUCCUUAGCAGGUUGUCAAAGCAAUUUUCUCAGUAUGUAGCAGCUCAACCUAACUCCAUCUACACAGCAGUAAAAAACGUUUCAAAUUUGCUCUUCUUUUUUAAAAGUCUCAUACUGAACGUCAAGGCGGUGAUUAAAAUCAGCAUGUUUUGUGCAUACACCAGAAUUUUCUUUUGGGAAGGGUUUGUUGUUCUGAAGCUGCCCACACAGUACCUCCAAACAGCUGUCCAGCCUCCCCCCAGCUCAGAAGCGAUUUGAGUAUGUGAUGUGAAAGAAGUAUAAAGAGGCUGGAGUGAGGGCCGAAUUUUUGUUUGAGUUUUCUUUUCAGCUCCUCUUGUGUCAAACCUUCAACCUGCUUUUUGAACUUGGGGGAGGCUAAACAGCAGUUUGAGGAUGCUGUUUGUAGCAGGACCCACUGGGCUCUUCUUAAGAUUUAAUAUCCUGCGCUUUGCUAUGCUGAGUAGGCAAAUGAGCAGGAGAUGAAACAAUAUAUGUAGUUUGAUAUUGGGAGCUACUCUUAAUCCAGCUGCAUUUACUGUAAUAUUACAGAGUAAAUAUGUUGUUGCUUGUCUUUAAUAUGUAGUUGAAAAUGGUUUCAUUUCCAACAGAUUCUUUUCUUCCAUUAGAUGAUAUAAAAUAUAAUCUGAACAGGCUGGUGGUGGUUUUGUUUUUAAAAAAGCAACCCUAAUGACAGAUCAACAACUUAUCAGUUUUAAAAUCAUACAGCUUUUCUAAUUUAGAAAAGCGUUUUUAAAUGCUUGUGGAUAGAUUACUGGAACCAGUAGUUGGGCAUCAAAAUAAGUGUUCUAACACCAAGGUUGAAUCCUAUAGCACCUUUUUCAUAAUGAAGAGGUUUCUACAUGUACCAUAUGGAAAGUAUAUGAAGCGAGUACAUUUACAUUAUUAUUAUUUUUUGGCAACAACAGCAGGAUGAAAGGGAGUGUUUUCUCCCCCUUUGAGCUUAGAUUUUAAAACCUAAUUUCUCUGCAGAUAUUAAAUGGGAGUGAGUUCCAUUGAUUUUGCAGAAAGUUCCAUUUAAAUGUGCAUAGAUUCAGAAUUUUGAGAUUUUAAAUAAUUGAAGACUCUAAAGAUAUAUGUUUGAAACAAGCCCAUAAAAGUUGGGAAUUCUGAAGCAUUGUGUUAAGCUAGCUAGACUAUAGUGGCAUUGCAGCAUGCUGCAUAAAGCUGAAUAUGGGUGGGCGAAAUAUAUUUCUUUGUCCUCUUACAAUUUCAUCUUUACAGUUUACUUGAAGCUACAGUUGUGCUGUGGAAUAAGCAACUAGUUUUGGUCUGUGGUUUUAAUACCAAAUUUCUGUUUUGAAUAUGAGAACUUAUUUUUGGCUAGCUUUAACAAUAAUAACAAACACAGUGAUCUCAGGUUUUACUUAAUAUACAUUUCACAAUAAUAGUUAUCUGAUUGACGUGUGUGCAUUAUAGACCUAGCUCUAUGUUGCCCAUAUUUUGGAAGUGUGCUAAAUCAGAGCAUGAAUAAGAUGCAAAGAGGACAUAAAGGCAGACUGCUUUGUGAUUUCCUUAUUUGCUUAAUUCUUAUGCAUGCCUCUGAAAGUCCAUCGUAGGUGAUAAAUUGAUUUCUGCAAAUAAGUACUUUAAUGAAUCAUCUGUAUGCUUCCUAAUUAACUAAUUUGCUAAAUGUGAAAAACAAGAUUUAAAAUUAUCAGAGGAUUCUGAGUAACUUAAGGAUCAUUGUUCAUAUACGGUCCUAAAAAUUAAACAGACGUCUUAAUUUUUAAAUACAGUGCUCAAUUACCAUAGAAAGGAGUGAUUUAUUUUUUGACAGUAUAUAUUCUAAAAAGUGGGUUAUAAUAGAAGCUAUCUUCCCUUAAAAUGGCCAGUCGUGUGAGCCAUAAUGUUCAUUGAUAGUAAAAUCAAUAGAGCAUUGAUUCUGGAACUAAAUCCUUGGAGACUUUUGUUCAGAAUAGCAGACGUAGCCUGGUAAAUACAGAGUGUGUUUAGUGCAUGAAAUUUUCAUGUGUCAGAUCUGGACGCAUAUAGAACAGAUUUUUAAUAUAUUGUAAAUUUAAGUGUGGAUUAUCAAGGUCUACGAUAGUUCCAGAAGAUAAAUAUUUAGUAUUUCACCCCCUUAUUAGUCCAUAACCUUUAAUGUCUCUCCCCCCCCCCAUUCACUCACUGUUUGGAGAUGUUUUCGGUUUUAGUUUCAAUAGUUUUAAAGGGGGGAAAAUCUAUUUCAUGCAAGCACACUCUGUUUCAUGCAAGCACAAUAUAUAUUAAGUAUUUUAAAAUUUUAUUCUUUGUUCACCAUUUUUACUUCUUGCUUAUGUUCACAUUUCAAAUUACUGAUACAUUCUGAAAAACCCCAUGGUAUUGAAAUAGCUAGUUUUCUUCUUCUUUUUGUUGCUCACACUAAAACAAUUUUUCUAGGACAUUUGAGACCCCCCCCCCUUUUCCCUUUUUGGAGAGGAAAAACAGACAUACUCCUAUCAUUAUAGGCAUGGCUUAAACACUUUUAAUCUUUUAUAGUGAUGGCUUAAACUAGACCCUAAUAAAUACAUAUUGUUUCUGUUUUUAUAUUGCACAUAACAACCGACAGAGGUGGCAAAGUUAUGUAAUAUUUAUCCUGCUAAUAUUCAGCAAUGCAAAUUAGCGGACUGUUUUGCUCUGACCAACAAAUAAUUAACCGUUUGUUUAGAACAAAUGAAUCAGAGGGCAUCUUAAUUUUUUUCAAUGAAAUCUACUUUAUACAAAGAUGUAGGGCUUUUUUUUAAAAAAAAAGAAGACAAUUUUUUAAAAAAGAAAUUAUUCAUUAAUCUAUCUCCAAGGUAUCAAUUUAAUAACUAUCAAAGUAGCUACUGCAGUUGUUGCAUUUAAAUUGAUUUACACGUCAAGGCUGGCAGUUUAGCAGCUGCGCUAUUAUUCCGAUCGGUCAAUUUACUUGAGAAAAACCUACUACUGAGUCCUACUGACCUGCAUGACAAUAUAGGCCCUAUUUCUAUUCCUGUAAUUAGGCCUGCGACUAACUCAGAAUAUUUUUAAUUAAAAUAUUUUGGUCAGUGUGUUGCACCAAAUUAGGCUUUUCAGUGCCGAUUUAAUUCUGGAAAUAGCGUGAUUAGAAUAUUCAAUGAGUCGUGCUCCAUUUAGGAUUAAUCUUAACAUACAGUAUUUUAAAUGCCUCAAUUCUAAAUCUUCCUAAUAAUAGGCUUGUCAGGUUUCUAUACUAAAAGUUAUCUACUUCAGUGGUUUAUGCAGUUAAGAGUUGUGUGUGCGUAAAUGAUCACUAGUAGAACUGAUUUCAAGAAUAAUAAAUGUAGAAAGAAUUUAUUUCUAACAAAUGGCUUUUUAUAUGAAACACACAGAGAGAGAGAAAAGAAGGCAGAAAAGUCGCUAGAAUAAAAUGCAAACUUAGCAGCCUAUAAUGUUUCAAAUUUCAUUCCUUUAAAGAAAAUGCCAAUCACUUGUACAUUGCAAGUCAUUUCUAAAUUAGUUUUCAUGUCAAAGGAAAAAAGUUUAAUAACGUUACACCUCUGUUCAACAGGAACGAGGUUGUUUUUCCCCAUAUUUUUCUAAAUUAAGGAGUCAAAGCUAGCAAAUGGAUUUGGUGGUUGUUGCUUCCCACUUAAAACCAUCCCUUUGUAAUUCUUUUAUUCUGGGAACAUGACCAAUGAUUGACAGGUAGGUUGAACAUAUGGUUCAUUGUAGAGUAAAAACAUUUCUCAAGUGAAUCAAUUGGGGGUGCUGUUAGAACAGUAGAGCUACCCUUUUUAUCCAGUCGCUGAAGAAGAUUCUGUUUACCAGGAGCCCAGAUUAAAAUGAUGUUGUUGCUGCUGCGGAAAUUUAAUAUUUUUGAAAAGUGGAUGAGUAAAACAGAAUUUCCAUACUUUUCUCUCUCUUUCUCUCUCUCUCUUAAAAAAGCAAAUAGGUUCAUUUUAAAUGCCUCAUGAAAGCUUGUUUGUUUUUGCCACUGUAGGUAUGAUGAUAUUCUGAUCAAUGGGCUACCAGAUUGGCGACAGCCUGUAUUUUACUACAGACGAGUGAGGAAAAUGAGCAAUGCAGAGUUGGCAUUGCUGUUGUUCAUUAUCCUCACAGUGGGCCAUUAUGCUGUGGUUUGGUCAAUCUACCUGGAAAAACAACUGGUAAGCAUCGGAAAUAAGUUUUAUUUAAAAUCGCUGCAAAAGUGUUCAUCACACCCACACCCUCUAAAUUAGUUUCCUAGUAAUUACAGACUGACAAACAUUCCUCACUUGAAUCCAAUAACUGAGUAUGAACCCCUCGGCAGAAAAAAAAAAGCGCCUUUUAAAUGAUCUGCAACAUUUAACAAUAAAAUGCAAACCAUUUUGCUUUCUGUAUUGGUGACUUUCAGGGAUCUUUUUACCUAACCCUCCUGGCAAAUUGCACAAAUGCAGGUUUUGGGGGUUCUUCCUCCCCCCCCCCCAGCUUCCAUUCUUGAUGUUUGAAAUUCAUACUCGCCUGGGCUUUUAAUGUCUUAAUGGAGGGUCCCCUCCCAACGCCCAAAUUGAAGUGUCUUUCAAAUGUGAUAAAUGUUCCAGGGUUAGAAUGGUAAAAUGACAGAAGCAAAAGAAAUGUUUUAAAUGUUGCUUCCUUCUUGUCUGCCAGAAAGCAAAAGAGCAAUGAUUAUUUACAUGCAAAAUUUGAACUUUAGCAUCUGUUUGUUUGAUUUUGUGUUUUCAGAGCUACCGUAUUAAAGUUGUCAUAUGAGGAAAGAAGUUAAUUUUUUUAAAAAAUAAGAGAAACUUUGAUUGCUGUAGAUAUUUGCAUGACUGGCAGAGCUGGACUUCAUGUGUGCUUAAGGAGUGGAGAUGCCAUGGUAACAGUUAUUGUUAGAUGAUUUUACUUAAUCAUGUAGCUCCCCCCCCUCGCAUUUGCAUAAAUGCUGUUCUGUUCUGCUCUUAAUUGGAGAAUCUUCCUAACAAUUGCAGAGCACAUGUUUCUGAUAACCUCUAACAGUUCCCCCCCUCCUCUCUGUAUUAGGAUGAGCUGCUUAGCAGGAAAAAAAAAGAGAAGAAGAAGAGGGCAGGAGGGAAGAAUAUGGAAGAAGCGAAACUUGGUGUAGACAAGAAUGAAAGGUGGGGAAGGAAGCGCUGAAAUAGUUCUUGCCAGGCAGGCACAUAAAAGUAGCAACUUCUGAAUGUUUUGACACUUGGAAAAGAAGCUUUGUAGUGUUUGUUUAAAAAAACAACCACAAAAAAUAACUUAAGCAAUUUCCAUUAGUUCUAAUAAUUUUUGAGACAUAGCUGUGGGUUGAUUGUAUGAAAUUAAUACAUUGUUGGGGGGGCGGGGGGAAACCAGCAGAAAGUGUGGAAACUUCUGCCAAUUUAAAUUUGGUAGUUUUUCACUUUGAGGGGAGGAAUUAACUGCAAGGAGUUUAUUGCAUGCAGGAUAUUCAACGGGAUCUUAAUUUUCCAGACUUAUCUGCUGUUAAGGGUAGCAUAGAUUAUAAGCUGGCACUGUUUGGCCUUAGAAGCAAAAAAGACGUUAGGAAAAUGUUCUCAAUCCUGUGAUACAGUGCCCCCCCCUUUUUUAAAGCCAAGAAACAACAUGGGGGGAAAUAGUGACAUUCAGAAUACUCCGAAAGAUACCACCAUUCCUUCUAUUGAUUCAUAGAAAGAAAUAAAGGGUUUAAAUAGUUCACACAGCAGGGGCAUGAACUGGAUCAAUGCAGGAUGGAGAGCACAGACCAUUUUGCCUGUCUUCAGUUCUGAUGACAUCAGUGAGUAAUGCUUCAGUGAACUGCAAAUGACAUUAAUUUUUAUGUAUUGGUUUGUUUAUGCUACAGACUUCAUAUCUGGUUGUCAGCGCUUGUGACUGGUUUGGUGGUAGUUUCUCUCCCCCCGCCCCCCGUACUGAAGCCGUCAAAAAGUCUGGGGUUUAUUCUGUGAGGUGCAGGCAAGCCCAAUGUUUAGGAAUGAAUAUAUUUGUUUUAUUGAUUAUGUUCUACAUGGAAAUAUUUACAUGGUUCCCAUAGUGGGAUGCUACUUUCUUUAGCCCUCAUGUUCCUAGUUGGAGGCUUUCAUCACAGUGUAUGCAACAAGACAUAUACAUAUAAAUUACUGAAUUAUUAUUAUUAUUUCUAUAGGUUGCUAGAGAAGCCACAGUGGCAGGACCUUCUUCCAUGCAAGCUGGGAAUAUGGUUCUGUUUGACAGUAAAAGCACUGCCUCAGCUAUUUCAGGUAAAAAUGCAGAGUUGUGUGUUUCCUUUUGUUUCCUUUUGUAGUUUUGGAAACGAUUCCACUUUUCGUUUAAUUCUCCCACAGAACAGCAUUUGGUUUUAUUUUUAGGAGUCUUCUGCCUUUGGCCAAGUAACUAUUUUGAGCCUAGAGAAUGUUUCAUAGUUGUAAAAACAGUGGAGCCCCAAUGGUUCCCAUAUAGGAAUGAUAAACACUGAAUCAUUGAGAGCUCGGCUAAAUAAAUGGAAAAGGAGGGGAAAGCGUCACUCCUAAAAUGAGACUUCUGAAUCAGCAGCAGUGUGUUGAAAGACUUGCCAUGUAUAUUGGACCCUAAAGCAUUAAAAUAUGAGUAAUUGCUCAUAUUUUGUAGCAUUGGUAUAUCAGUAAUAAAAAUACAUAAAUGUGAGCAGUAAUAAUUCAGGUUUCAAAAAGGUGGGAAAGCAAAGUAUUAUUUAAAAAGAGCGCAUUUAUUGUCAUUACUCUGGUUUUUCUUCUUCUUCUCUUUAGCAGAGUACAAAUUUAAUAAAUUAUUUGAAUGUCUUAAUGCCUCAAACUGUACAUUAUCCCUGAGUUAGGGAGAUGUUCAGAACCUAAUUUAGCAUAGUCUGCUGAAGUGUGUCUGUGUGUGUUCCUAAGACUUAUAAUUGGUUCUUGGCCAGUGUUAUAAAACAGUACUGUACAGUAUUACAAGAUUGGUGCAUUUGUGGUCAAUUUAUUAAGAAAUUUAUUAAAUUUGAUUGAGGUGAGAAAGCAACACUUCUGUUGCCUAAGGUAUCAUUGUACAAGAUCUCCUUUAAUAGCUUAUUAAGGCAUUUUAAUUUUACACACACUUCUCUGUAUUUGGUAUAGACCAUGCAGAGCAAGACAGGUUAAGCGUCAAAUCUGCCCAUCAUUAGCAACCUAUUAACCCAGACCUUGAUACUGUGCCGGUAUCUACAUGGAUAACAGAGCUCUUACAGGCUGUGCUAGUGCUGGCAGAUGUAAAUUAAAAGCUAAGAGGACAAAGCAAAGCAGUAGAGGAGAAAGUUUUUAGCCUCUAAAUCUCCCAUGUGUGCAAUGGAUAGUUUUGAGCUUGUGUGUGACUGCAAAGCCUCCAGAGAGAUGGAGGACUUGGUGGAUCAAGUCCAUUCGACCCUUUGCUAGAUAAACAAGCUCAUGAAGAAACUGCUGGUUCCUGGUAGGACUUGAAACAGCUAUGUCUAGUUGGAAAGCCCCUCUUGUCUCCUGCUCCUGACUCUGUGAGCAAGUGAGAACAGGCUCUUUGAUUGGUCCAUGAUGCAUAUCUUCUAUCUGGGGAUUCUAUUUUGACUUGUCUGCAAUUGAGAAAGAAGUGUUGAUAAGCACCACUGCAGUGUUGGCCUUCUAGUGUUGCCGAGACUGCUUAGUGGAUAAGGAAGUUUGGCUAGAGGAGUAUGGCAAGCUUUAGGGCCUGCAUGGAUACAGUAUGAAGUGCGUGUGAAAACCAUUUUUGUACUGGCUCUUGGUCCAACCUGGGGAGUUUGGAAUUCUGGAUCUCUUAAAUUCCUCCUUGUCCUUAGUGCUGGUAAAUGCAAGACCAGUGAAUAAUAAAUAAUUUUGCCUCCAACCUAGUUGGAUGAGAUGAGUAGACCUAUACUAGCCUAACUUGUGUCCACCAUCAACUUUGGCCAGAGAUAUAUGAGGUAGGGAUGGUCACAAUGCAUUGUGGCUAUUUUACCUUAUACAGGUACAGUGGUACCUCGCAAGACGAAUGCCUCGCAAGACGAAAAACUCGCAAGAUGAAAGAGUUUUUAGUUUUUUGAGUUGCUUCGCAAGACGAAUUUCCCUAUGGGCUUGCUUCGCAAGACGAAAACGUCUUGCAAGUUUGUUUCCUUUUUCUUAAAACCAUUAAUACCCAGGGUGCAUCGCUUCACAAGACGAAAAAUUCGCAAGAUGAAAAAACUCGCAGAACGAAUUAAUUUCGUCUUGCGAGGCACCACUGUAGACUGGUCUUGAUUGGUUGCCCCGGUGUUGGAUACCAGGGACUAAUUUGGAUUAUUUCCGGCUAUGUAGCACUCUUUCAGCUGGUGCGAUCAUCUUGAGACUGCUGUUUGAGAUGCCCUGAGGAAUUGUACUGGGUCACUCCAGUAUACAUGUUCAGGCCUCCUUGUCUGGUGCAGUUCAUGACAGUUUGUGGCAGUUGUGUAGCUAUUCCAGUUUGUAUUGGGCCUUGCACAUGUAGAACAUCAUGUCCUGGAUUUGCUGUUCUGAGCUGGACAAGAAUCUGUUGACUGGGAUAGUAAGGAUGGUCUACCUUUGAAAUGUUACGGAUUCUUCAGGUUUACAGAAUCAGAAUGCAGCAGAGAAAGUAAUGAGAAAUUAUGGAGAGAGGCCAGUCCACAUCUUGGUCAUUAUAUGGCAUAACUGUGCACUGGUGUGAUCAGCAUAGAGCUCCCCGCCCCCCAGGCCCUUCUCUUUCUCUUUUCCUCCCCCAUCCCAGAUCUCAGCUCUAUAAUUUACUGAAGAGCUGGGAUACAUGGUACAUGGUACUUUGCAAUCGGCUGCAUUAGGUGAAUAUAUCUUGCUAAGUUCUCCUAGUUGAUGUAUAGGCUCUUCAGCUCUGAUGGAUGGUGAUGCAACUUGAGUUUUCCAUGACAGUUUUGCAUGAUUCUUUCCUGGCAGACUUGCUCAGGUAUUUCCCAAUUACCACAGUAAUUCUCUAGUAGCUUGUUUGCAUUUGAUUUGGGUUCCCUCAGCUAUGUUGAUGCUGCUGAGAGUUGUGGAGGCUGUUGCAUGCUGUUUGGACUCAUGGGGAAGACCAGUCUGACCAGACAGUGGUUAUCUGGUUAGAAACAUAAGUGUCUCAUUGAAAGACGUUUCCUCCUGCUUAAAGGAUAAGGUGGAAAGCUGGAAAUGUGAGCUCAGCUUUGUGGGAACAGGCACAUGAUGAUGUUGUAAAUACUGUUCACUGUUGAUGUGAAUAAAUGGUAGUCAUUUGCAGCCUUAGGAUUUGGUGUCAUCAGUAUGCUCUUACUUUCCUGCAACUCAGUUCUGCCCUUAGCCAGUGUAGGAGGUGAUAGUUGGGUAGAGGAGGAAGAAUUAAUGAAGAUGGAAGUGAUUCUGGUGAGGAAUCCUCAGACCCUGUAGUGGGGCACUAUGCCUGUGACAGGUGAGCGUGAAAUAUCCCAAUCUCAGCAAGUCGCCAUAGGGGUAUGUUGCAACUGUGUUUUCUAUAUAAGCUCUGUCCCUUCUUGGAAAAGAGGUGAUUUUGCCACCCUGGCAAGUUACAAUAGCCUGCAGCGUAUUCCAGAUGGCACUGCCCUUGAAGAUGAUUCAGAAGCUUUAACUUGUGCAAAAUUCUGUGGCUGCUUCUUGCUAUUGGGAUAUCCAUCACUAGGCCCAAUGCAAGGUGUGAGUUAAAGCCUUUUGAAGCCCUUUAUGAUCUGAGACAUUCCCACCUUAAGAGCUGACUCUCUCUGUACCAGCCCCUGAACCACUUGCAUUUGGCAAGCCGGGUCUUGCUCCAUAUAUUCUUAUAACAUGAGAUUAGGACAUCUACUGCUAGGAGCAGGACCUUGAUAGUAGUGGCCCCAAGGUUAUAGAAUACCUUUUUGUUGGAGUUAAAGGAUUUUCCCUCCUCCAUCUCUACAUUUUGAUUUUUUGAUCACUAUUUUGAUUUUUUUGUAAGACCUCUUUAUUUUGGCAAAUCUUCUUGAUUUGACUUUUGUCAAGGAGAGAGUGGAUUUGUUAUUGAAGAAAAUUUUAAAAAAUUAUUACAGUGGUACCUCGUGUUACGUACCGCCCCCCUUAUGAAUGCUGCGGGUUACGCACUCCGCCAACCUGGAAGUAGAUGCCCCUUUUUGCGACCUUUGCCCUGGGAUGCGAGCGGAAGUCGCGCUCCGGUGGCGCGGCGGCAGCAGAAGCCACCAUUAGCGAAAGCGCAUCUCAUGUUAUGAGCGGUUUCCUGUUACAAACGGACCUCCAGAACGGAUUAAGUACGUAACACGAGGUACCACUGUACAGUGUUUUGUUUUUACCUGUAUUAAGCUGCUUCCAGCACAGCAAAAGAAGCACUUCGCUGUUUGUUUAAGGACAGUAAAAUUCGCAAUGGUGAGAGAGGUUGGAGCAUAUUUUUUUCCAGUGAUUGGGAGGAUGUUUGUUACUCCCUAUGCCUGAUGGAAGCAGAAUAAGGAGGGAAACUACAUUCUGCAGCAGAGAAAGCUUUCAAAGGCUAAAGCCCACGCAGAGAGUAUUUGUAGUUUAUCCUCAAGGUUACAAAGGCAGCGAUGAUAGCAGCAAGAUUCCAGUCUUCAACAUGAGGAGCAGGCUGUUGUAGCCAAUGUUGUAGAUAAAGGGGGCUCCUAGCAGCCAAAGCCGUGUGCUCCCAAGAAAUCAGUCAUGCACUGGGGCAAAGCACAAAAUAACAAGCGUUAUUUACCAUGCCUAAGCUCACCCCUCAUUAAAGCACAUUUGUGGGGGUUGAGGAGAGCAAGGUUACUUCCUUCCUUCAAAGUUCUAAGCAGCUGAAUUGGUUUUCUUCUGACUGUUAAAGGACAGAGAUGAUUCUUUGUUCUUGAAACCAAGCAAUGAGUUUCCUCCCUCCCCUGCCUCCCCCUGCCCAAUUAAAACUGUGUUGUGACUGUGAUUUGGUUCUAGAGGUCUCCUGCGAGAGUGGAAGUUGCCUCUGCUUGUUCAUGGGUGAUGUUUUCUCCUUCAAGACCCAUCAUGCCACUUCAUGCCAUUCUGAAAGGCUUCUCUGGAAUGGCUUUUGCAUGCAUGAGGGGCUGUGUGGGGAGGACCAACAUACAGGGCUGAAGCAGAAUUGGGCGUUGGUAACAGUGGUAACAGUCACCCACACCUACCCCUUGUGUUUGAGCAGAAGCGCUUUCCAUUUAACUCAGGAUUGUUGUUUUUUUUUGGGGGGGGAGGUCUUUGGAUCCAAUCCUCUAUGUUGUUUAAUAUAACAUAAAAGAAAUGUGAGUGGCAGGAUAUCCAUUUACAUGAAUCACGUUGCAAAGCUGCUACCCGCAUCUGAUUGUCAUUUAUCCAACCGCACGUUUUUCAUUGCUCCUGCCCCUUUUCUUUUCCCCCUAACUGGGGGUUGCGGGGGGGUGGGGGGAGGAAGGAGGAAUACACGAAGGCACUUAAAAUAAUUAAGGUAGUUCUUUACUUGAGAAAACUGCUUUGUAUGCAUGUCCACAGGUUAGCCAUUGUCAUUUUUACUGUUCUCUGCUAUGCCAGCUGUUCUCUGUUCUCUAGAGUUGGAAGAAAAAUGGUGUGCAGGUUUCAAAGCAUAAUUUUUUGAGAGCUUUAUUUUUAAUUAUUUUGUGGAGGAUGGGGAGGAGGUAGAUUAAGAUGGAUUUCUGAUGCGCAGGGAACUGAUGUGUACGUUUAACAAGUGGGGGGGGCAGCUGAAGUGCCAUUUAGGCAUGCUUCCAAAUCUUUGCCUCUCAAGUGAAGGCGUCUGCAAGUCUUCCUUGCACUGGGAUCUCGGGAGGGCAUCUCAGGUGCACUGAUCUCUCUGUGCAUGAGAUUUGCAAAUAGUGGCACUGGAGGUCUUUCUCUGCAACCUUUCUUUUGUUUAAUUUAGAUGCUGAGGUUUGAACCUGGAACAGGGGUAGGCAACCUAAGGUCCGUGGGCCGGAUGCGGCCCAAUCGCCUUCUAAAUCCGGCCCGCAGAUGGUCCGGGAAUCAGUGUGUUUUUACAUGAGUACAAUGUGUCCUUUUAUUUAAAAUGCAUCUCUGGGUUAUUUAUGGGGCAUAGGAAUUUGUUCAUUAUUUUUUUUCCAAAAUAUAGUCCGGCCCACCACAUGCUCUGAGGGACGGUGGACCGGCCCAGGGCUGAAAAAGGUUGCUGACCCCUGACCUGGAAGCAUUUCCUGGCAAAGCUCUGCUAUGAAUCUCUGGCCUCUAGAACAGGAGUGGCCAACCUUUGGCCCUCCUGGUGGUGCUGAACUACAGCUCCCAUCAUGCUUAGCCUUUAGCCAUGGUGGCGGGAGCUGAUGUGAGUUGGAGUCCCAGCAAUCUCUGAAGAGCCAAAGGUGCAGGAACUUGGUGCAGGGAAAUGACGUUUCCCCGCUCUGUGAUGUGUUGAUCAGCUGUCCUGCCAUGUCCUGUGUAGAAUCCCCUCAGAUAAUUUGGAUGGCCUUCUAUAGGCUAAAGCUACAUCGGGGUGGGGGGUGGGGAGAGGAGGUUGGCCUAGCAUUCCAAAAGUGUAUGCUCUCAAUUUUAGUUAAUUACAAAAACUGCCUAGAUAGCUGACCCAAUGAAGCCAAGCAGGGCAAAGGGAGCAAAAGGAUAUUUGCAAGGCUGAAGUUGUAAAAUUCCCCGCCCCGCCCCCCCACCCUCAGAUUUGGUGCUUAGGUAUAGUCUAUUCAUAAAGCACCACUAGCUUUACUGUGCAUUGAGAAACUGGUAAGCACACUGCAACACAUGAGGGGACUUGCAGAGAAUUCUUAUGCUGUGCUUUCCAAAAGAGAAUUUCCAUGACACUUUCCCAACCUGAGCUUUCCUUCUCCCUCCUGCAUUGCCACAGUGUCUGAGGAAGUGGGAAGAAUUCAGCACCACACACUUCUGAAUCUUCUGUCGGUGCAAGCAUUCCAGCUUGCCGCACAGAAUGACCCCCCUCUCCGCCCCCCCAGUGUGGUUCCAGGAGUUCUCAUGCCUCCCAACCAAUUUUGGGGCACACAGAGGAGGAGGAGAGGGGGAAGCCCUGUUGUCCAACUGGAAGUCUUACUCAGGGCUUUUGCAGAUGGGACUUAUAUGUUGAAUCUCAACCUCUGUUUUGUUGGGAGGGGAGGAACCAUUUUUUGACCUUAGUGUCCCUCCUUUGAAGCACCAGUGAAAUAUCAAGUCCUGCUAAAAACCUGGUACUGUAAAAUAAGUUGUAGGAAAGCGACAAGCUGUUCUGUUGCUGUGUGAGACAAGAGUAAUACUGCCACAUGUUGAGAAGUGAAAAUUGUUUGUGAACAACUGAAAAAUGUGCAUAGUGUUGAGAUGGGUUUUAUCCUUUUGUGUGCUUUUUAAAAUAAUAAAUCUGUAUUAAAAAUGCAAAUUGUUAACAGGUUCUUGAUCUCCCCCUUUUAAUUGGGGUAGAAAGUAUUUUUUUUUAAAAAAAAUCAGAACAGUUCAUUUUGAAAGCAAUAUAUGGGUGAUAGAAUUGACUUCUACUUCCUGCAGAUUUUAUACGAAACCAUUAAACAUUAACUUGAAUCCCAUAAUGCAGAGUUAGUGUUAUUGCUCACAAAGGCUGUAGUCCUUAGCACUUCAAAGCAAGGGCCAUUGACUUCAUUGGGGCUUGUUUCCAAAUAAGCCCAGUUAAAAUUGGGUUGAAAGUCCAUUAAAGAGCCUGGUGAACCAGAAGUGGACUUGUCUAAAGGAAACCAGUGCAAACUGAGAAUCUAAAACAGAACACAGCUGUUAGUUAGAAUGAAAUCUGUAAUUAACUAUCCGUGAGUGUAGUUGCUUCACUAAGAGAUGCUCGUUGCUUCACUAAAACAAAUGUUAAAACUGUGUCUUCCAAGCAUGGGUCAGAGGGAGUGACUUUAAAAACUUGGAUUUCUGAAGUACAAUUGUUUUCCCUUUUUCUUUGGAAGAAGUCUUCAUUUGCAAAAUGCAAGCUUGCAUUCACUUUGCAUCAAAUUUCUGGAUGCCAGCAAAGCUCUACUAUGCAUCUUUUAUUUGGGUUACUACAGUAAUGAAGGAGGAAAAUUGCUACCUGGUUUCUACAAAAAUGAUAGGCCUUUAAAAGAAAAUGAAGCUCUUGCAUUACCUGCAGAUCUUCAGCAGUGAGGUCUAGUGAAGACUUGGGGGGAAUAUACACCAGGAAUUUCUUCAAAAUUCCCAGUAAAAUGAAUGGGAGCAAUGAAAGAGCAUGACUGUGUAAUUCCUGGAGCCAGGGCAGAGUAAUUUCCUGGUGGAUUUGUGUUGGUAGAAUGCAGUUGCUUCCACUUUAUAAAGAGCUGUAUAGAAUAUAUAAAUAUAGCACGGUGUGCUUCCCAAAGCUGUUUCUAAUUGUUUUAAUUUAUUGUUUCACACAAUUCUUAGCUGCCUUACAGAAAGGCAGGGUAUCCAUUCUCUUAUAAAUUAAAGGAUGGAGGUGGGAGAGGUUGGUUUUUGUUUUGUUUUUUAAAAAAGAAUAGAACACAAUGCACCCCCCCAAAAAACUCAGACUUGUAUUCGCUAACAGGGAGGACUGGGUUAAACACCCUCGGUUGAUUCCAUGUAAACCUGAAUACAUUAAUUAUUCUUACGCAUUUACUAGCUGGAUGCUGUUCAAGUCAAUGACCUGUAGGUGUUCUAAUUUCAUGACAACAUUGUAAUUACUUGGGAAAAACAUUAAUUCUGGAGAUACUCACCACUGUUCUGGAACAGUUUGCUGUUCUUGUUGUUGCGUUUUUCUUUUUUAAAAAAGGAACAGUCCAGUUAGCCAGCAGUCAGAUUGUUGGUUUUGUUUUGUUUUGUUUUAAAAAAAGAAUCUUAAAAAGCUGUUUAAAAUGCCUGCAUUUUGCAUCCUUAGCCAUCUAUUUGUGUGUUUCGUUUUAAUUUACGCCUCUCUUCCUAUUGUGAUGUGAGGCAGAUGGAAGGAUUAUAUCUAAGAAACACAUCAAAGGAGGGGCCCCUCAAUCGUUACUGUAUACUCAAGUAAACAAGGCUAUUUUGCAGGGAGUGAAUUGUAUUUGAGCUUUGUUAUUUAUUUAUUUUUGCAGACCAGUAACUUGAGUUCUGCACUGCGUGAGACAAACCUUUCUACCUUCUGUCUUGCUCGGUGCAGAACUAAGAAGCUGGGUGAUUUUAUGAAGGGCAGAUAAUAGUUUUGCUUGAAGUUUGGGUGGUCAACAAGGAAUAUUGUCAAAGUUGUUACUGGCAGCCUGUAGACCAGAAUUGCUGCAGAGGCUAAAUCCAAAUUUUAAUCAAGACUUGGAGGUCAUACUUUUUUGUCUAUCGCUAAAUAACACAAAAUUGUUUUAAAAGAUCAAAAUAUUACGUAUCAGGUUUUCUUUUGCAUUUAGUAUCUUUCCUUUGGCAUUGGAUGUAGUGGUUAGAAGUAGAACCUGGGAGACAAGAGUUCAGAGGUCACUGGCUGACCUUGAGCCAGUCACUGUCUCUAACCCCAACCUACUUCACAGGGUUGUUGUGAGGAUAAAAUAGGAAAGGAAGAACCCCCACUUUGAGCUCCUUGGAAGAAAAGUGUUAUAUAAAUGAAGUGAAAAAAUAACAAUAAAUAAAAAUUAUAGAGGUUGAUCAUCCAUGAAAGAGCCAAGCAGUGCAACAAAGUUUAUUUAAUGGUUUAUUUAUUGCAUAUAUACCCCACCUUUUUCUCCAAGGAGCUCAGUGUGGUGUAUACACAGUGUUAGAAACUGAGAUAUGAAAGCUAGGAGCUAAAUGGCAGCUUAAACCUAGGUUAUGGGCACCGCAACGGAGGGUCUAGGCACAGUUUUUUAAUAGCAAGAAUACAAAGCUGAAAAUGAAUGAACUGCAGCUAAAAUAUUGUGUUCAUUUUUCACAUGGUCUAGUCCUUCCCCUGCCCGCCCGCCCUAAUAUUCUUAAGAGGGUCUCUUCUCCAGUCUUCAGAGAGCAGCUGGAAGUGGGGAGGCAGAAAAAGCUCCUCCUUUCAUUCCAGUAGUGGCAGUUUUAAUCUGAAAUCAUAGCCGCAGCACUGCGUCCAGAGCUCAGAAACUGCUCGCAUUAAUGAAAUUCCCUGUCGCAAAACGUGCCUAGAACAAUGGGGGUUUCGAACGCUGGGUGUACAUAGUUCUCUUCCUUUCUCCUUUAAUCCCUGUGAGGUUGAUUAGUCAGAGAGGCAGUGACUGGCCCAAGGUCCCCCAUUGAGCUUCAUGGCUGAGUGGGGAUUUGAACCCUGAUCUCCCAGGUCCUAUUCCAACCCUUUAACCCCUACAUUACCCUGGCUCUCUAUCUCUUAUCCAUCUCUAACCCAGUAUUUUGUACGCCGGUUCUCAGCACUGUCUAGGGAAGAGUAUUUUGCAUCUCCUUGGAAUUGUCUGGUGAAUAAUGAAAGCAAACCCCAACAAUGCAGAAGUUGCCCAUCCUUGAUCUAGUGAAAUGCAUGGCAGAAUGAAAUGAUGUAGUUGCCAUGAAAGCAGCAGUGGUUGUGGGAGAAUCACAGUGAUUUUUUUGAGUUUACAUGUAAAAAUGUGCAUAUACCUAAACCACAGCUUGGUAGUAGUGCAUCAAGCUUGCAUGCAAAAGGCCUGAAACCCUGGAUAGCUGCAGCCAUGCAGUGCAGAGAAUACUGAGCUAUGCUGGCCAAUGGUCUGGCCUGUGUAUAUUUUUAUAUAAUAUAUAAAUUCUGAUACUUAUCUGGAACAGAGAGAACAUAUGUUCUUUUUCCAUUUUGAUUGCAAAUUUAGGGUUAUAGCUGCUUAGGUUCAUUACAAUAAUUAAUAUGGAUAUCAUGAUAUGAUGAUCCAGUAUUAGUUUGUGAGUUCAGACUCUCAGUAGAGAAGAUACUCCAUAUUUUAACUGUCUUCUGCUUGAUCAGAAGAAAGUGAAAAGAUCCAGCUUCAUAAAACAAAAAACCCACAUUCUGCAUUUGGUCACUUAACAUGCGGUGGUGACCAGUCAAACUAUAAGUGUAUCACAAUUAUUUAUUUGUGUUUGCCUGCUUUGACUACUGAAGAUUCUGUUUGGUUUCCUCCUCCUUUCUGUCAUUCUCGUCUGAGUCUCAGUUCCAAUUGUUUCAUGAUUGACACGCCAGCAAGAUUGACAGAUACCCCUUAGAGUCUGAUGUCUGGAGGUCGCAUAAGCAAUAAUAGAUUCUGUUCCAGAUUUUAGCAUCAAAUAUUGGCUUUCAGUGUCAAAGGGGUUAAAGUUAAAUGCUGAUUGACUGUGUCUAAGCUGAAGCCACAAGCAAAAAGCAUCCAUGGGAUCUUGGUAUUGUGCAUUUGAUGUAAUCUCCGAAGCACCAUGUGGAAGAUUUAUAAAUGAUCACAUUUUGGUAAAUUACUACUAAGUGAAUAAAAUGCAACACAAUCAGGUGUCCUUGCACAUGAGUGUGAAAUAACUUUGAUUGGAAAAGCCAGAAUUUAUUGUAUGAGAUAGUAUCUCUACAUUUGUACAUGUUUAUGUACUUGAAUCUGGAAAGGUCAAAAUGCAUUUAGUUUUGUUUUUUAACUAUGUAAAAUACAGUGUAUUUUUUUAAGUUUCCUGGGCUAUUGCUUAUAUGUGCACAUGAUCACUUGAUCUCUGAAGCCUCGAGCGUAUGCAGUGUCUUCAUGAGAUGAAUUUAUUGUGUUCACAGAUAAGAUAUUCUGCAGUGGGAACGAACUAGAUAGAAUAUCCCAGUUUAUAGCCCAUAGCAGCAAAACCUCUAAUCCUCAAUGGCAGAAACACUUCCCUGUUUCUUACUCCACCUUUACCCCUGCUCUCUGCUGCAAGAUUGUCAGGUUAGCCUGACGACACAUCAUGCUUGAGCAGUAUAAACUGGCAUCUAUUAUGCUAAUGCACUUCACAGUCAUGGCAAAAGAGUCCACAAUGCUUUUGGCUGGCCUUGACAAAUGCUCACCUUCUGUGCAACUCUGUGCAUGUUUGCUUGGAAACAAGUCCUGCUAUGUUCAGUUGGGUGGGCCGGCAAAGCUUUUAUUUUAUUUAGUUAUUUUUAAAACAUAUGUGUAUAUAUAGAUCAUUUUUUAAAAAGCAUUUUACAAAAAUGCCCACAAGCAAGUCUUAAUACAAUUUAUUUGUAAAGUUUUUAAAAUUAUUUAAUUCUGUAAUGUAUCUAAAACAGAACAAUUAUAACGGAUGAAAAUUAAAAGUUGAAAAACAAAACUAUACAAUAGGAACAUUGAAUGAGUAGUUGCACAUAAGUCAAAGUAAAGACUAUCAGCAUUAUCAGAUCAUGGAGUAUCGUUCCUGAGUUUUCAGAUCAGAGUUUUCUUUCUCCUAGAUGGGCUACCUUCCCAAGUUGACAAGCCCCAUUUGCCCCUCACUUCUCUCUACAGCCAUAGCUGUCAACUUUUUCCUUUUCUUGCGAGGACUCCUAUUUGGAAUAAGGGAAUUUCCCUUUAAAAAAGGAACCGUUGACAGUUAUGCUCUACAGCACAUACAGAAACUGCCCUGUGGGCCAUUGGACCAACUAUUAGUCUCAUCCACUCAAUAUGCCAGAGCCUGUAGUCACAUGCUGGGGAAGUCCCUAAUUCACCAAGGGCUUGAGACCCAUAGGCUACCCUCACUUAGUUUAACUGGCCAGUUGAAGCUGUUUCCCAUGGUGUGUUAGGGGAGGGGUAGUACCUCUGGUGGGAGACAACAUCAUGCUCUUUCAGGGGUAGUUUGUCCACCUUUGGCCCCCACCCUGCACUUGGCUCUCACCAGUGGCUCCUAGAAGCUGUCAGCAUGCAAUCAAAUUAUGUACUUCUGUAAAAUACCUCACAUUGAUCUGUGCAAAUAAGCAACUGAGUUGGAAUGGUGUCUUGUGGCAGCCAUUGAUAGCAUGCAAUUGCACACUGUAGGAAGCCAGCAAGGAACGUAACAUUUCAAAAUCUGCAAACACAACAUUUUUAAUGAUCUCAAUUACAUUUUCAUGAGCGUUAACAUGCUGCUCCAGUGCAACUUCUUCAUAGUUCCGCUGUUUUGACUAUGUCAUGGUGCACAAUUGUCAUUCAUGCUGUUUUCUCUCAUGUGUAAUGAGUGUCACUAUUUUAAAUAUUUGAUUGAGUCAGCACAGGAAUACCCCCUCACCCAAAGUGAUUAAUUGAUAGGGCUUGAAUCUAAUCAUAUAAAAUGGUGUCAUUGCAGCCAGCUGUUUUCAGAUGCUAAUACCACUACAUUUCUUUUAAAGGAUGCCAGACAACUGUAUGUAGAAUAUAAAGAAGCAAAAAUGAAGGAGAAAGAAGAGGCCCUGGCUAGAGCUGAACUGGAAACACUUCAGAGUAAGUUUUUAUUUUUAUUCACAGUCUUGAUUACAUAUACCCAUAUAUGACUGACGGCGGGGUGGGGUAAGAUCACAGUUUCUCUCUCACAAAUGUAUUCUCUGUGUUGCAGCAACUGCAGAAAACAGGAUUGCUCUGAACCAACUUCACUGUAGUACGAAGUUGCUGCAUAAUAACAUUUUCAUUUCUGAAUUCUCUGUAGAAAUUUUAAUGCACACAAACGAAUUGGUUGAGUAACAAAUAACGUUGGGCAGAAAUGCGAUAGAAAUACUAAUAAUUUGCAAGAGAAAAUACCUAAGAAGUCUGCAGUGAAAUAGCAGACACCGAGAGCCUGCCUUGGUUUUGUGGCUGCCUGGAAAUAAUUCAAAUAAUUGGUGGUGCAUUUUAUAGCAGUUCCAAAUUGGUUUGACUUCUAAGUAUUCUAAAAUGCACUCAAAAUUAUAUGCACCUGCAGAAAUUGUAGAUGCAAAACUUAUGAGGCAAAGCUGUGACCCCUUUGAUAUUUUGAAUUAGAACUUGGAGAGACAACUCUCUUGACUGCUUAAUAAGCAUGAUUAACUGCAAUAUAUAACUUACCAUCCCAUUAGGAAAAGCUGUGCCUAAUUUACUUUUUUCGUUACAACCCACACAUUUUACAAAUUUUGAGUUUUCAAUAUUUCUGUGUAUAUUAUUACCUUUUUGUGCUAUUGUACACUUUCCAGUUUGCUUCAUUUUAUGUCCGUAUUUUGACCCUGGAAAAUACCUGUUUUCAUCCUUUUCUGUUAUAGGACAAACAUUAUGCAAAGUAACUUCAAAUUGUAGCUGUCUAGUUAGCACUGUCCUGUGUGGCUUUCCCCCACAAAAAGUGAAUGUUAAUGUUUUUGUCCUGUAUAUAGUAUAAAGUAGGACAUGAGGUUGAUUUAUUUAGAGGGAUUUGCACUGGAGUCUGAGAUAGCUUUAAUUGGGUUAAUGAUGCUUAUUAUCUCAGCUGAUAAUGAUAAAACAAAUUGCAUGGCAUAUCUUAUUUAUGUAAUUACACAAUCCCACCCAAUUUUCCUCCAAGGAGCUCCGAAUGGCUUCCAUAUGACUCCCACAAACCCAUUUUAUCCUCACAAGAACCCUGUGAGGUUGGUUAGAUGGAGGGAUGAGUGCUGAAAGGUCAUUCUGUGUCAGCUUCAUGCCUGAGUGGGGCUUUGGGCUUUGGGUCUCCAUGGUCUUAGUCUGACAAUCGAGCCACUAAGCCACAUUGGCGGUCACUGCCAACUGUUUGAAAAGAACACUGGAAGAAUGUGGAUUCUUUAAAGCUUUUAUUUAGAAUUACUUAAAAAAUCUUAGCCGUUUAAUUUACACAUUUUCAUAUUAUGGGUUUAAAACUUUUAUAAACUGAAAAUCCCUAAAUGCCCAUUCCAUUUAUCCCUGUCUUCAGCUGUAAAGUGUAUAUCAUGCUUCAUUUUGAGCUAUAGAAUCCAUUUACAGUGGUACAUCCGGUUGCGGACAGGAUCCAUUCCGGAGCUCCGGUCGGAUCCCGAGGUUUCCACAACCGGUGGGACCGCUUCUGUGCAUGCAGUAGAGCGCUUCUGCGCAUGCACGCAUGGCAAAACACUUCCGGGUUUGCCGCUUCCGUAACCCAAAGUUUACGUUACCCAAGGGUAAUGUAAGCCAAGGUGCUAUUGUAUAUCUCUUACUGUGAAGCCUAUUUAGAGUGAAUCCUGCUCUGAACCUGAAAACCCAUCCUGUGUUGUGUUGCUUGGGUAUACUAGACCAGAGCAUUAUAGAAUGGCUGUGUUUGGACAUAACACUGAACUAGAGAUUCCUGUUAUGUGAACCUUGGGCUUGUGAAGUCUUUUCCUCUGGCAGGUUGUGAGGAGGAGCUUCUGAUUUCAGUUAACUGCAUUGUGAUGCGUGGUAUGCUUACCCUGGCAAAUUCUGGUUAGUCUUAACUAUGGCUUAGGGAAACAAGCCAACUUCAAACUAACUUCAUUUCUUGGUCCUCCAAACAGUGGGACUAACCACACUUCCGUGUUCAAACAUACCCCACAAAUUGUGGUUAGUUGAAAAUGGAAGCAAAGGUUUUCAAUAUUUUGGGAAGUGGAAAGGGAGCACCCAGGUCUGAGUCUCAUGCACAUAACACAAAACUAUGGUUUAAUGUUAUGUCCAAAGACAUCCAUUGUUGUGUCAUAUAUUAAAAGCUCUGUGUGCAUCUCAUUCAUAUAUAUAUAUAUAUUUCCAUUAAUUACACAUGGGGGGGGGAGUUUUUGAUUAUUCUGUUCUGAUGAUUGCUGCAAACUUGCCUGAGGACCAUGUUUGAAAGGCUAGGUAUAAGAAUACUUAACAUUUUUAAGGUGGUUUUGAGUGCUUCACACUCUUCCCAGACAUUACCUUCUUAUCAAUCCUUACAGUAAUCCAGUAAAGAUACAUCUAAAUUAACUCCAUACUGCAGUUGGUAGAUGUGUGUAAGACAACUAGAUAGUUAGCUCUUGCCUUGAUUCUCAGCUAAAUGGAAAAUUUGCAAACGUUCAUGAUUUGGGCUUAUUUUAUUAUCAAAUGAGUGGUAAUUGCAGGUAUCAAGCUGUAAAAGAGAAAGUACAAAUAAGCAAUUUAACAAUAAGCUGCCUCCCAGUUGUUCAUCGUGUGAAAAGCUGUUGUGAUAUAAAAGUAUGCUGCCAUGGUUCCAAGAAAAUUUGCUGUGAAACGUUAACUCCCAAAAAGCACAUUGAAAAUCAAGGUACGAGGACUUUGACUAUUCUAGUGAAAUAAGCCCUCUGAUCAUUAAGGGAGCAAUCCUAAGGCAAGAUCCACUGAAAGGAACAGCUUAGGAGGCAACGGGUCUCUGGCUCAGCUGGCUGAUUCUGGGCUCAGCUCGCAUUCAUUCUCCAACCCUGGCUUGGCUGAGGAUAUGCUGGCAUAACUUGCUGAGUUGGAUGAGCCAAAACUGACUAAGCUGAAGCCAGUACAGUUGUACCUUGGAAGUCGAACAGCUUAGUUCUUGAACGUUUUGGCUCCCGAAUGAUCAAAACCUGGAAGUGACUGUUCCGGUUUUCGAACGUUCUUUUGGAAGCCGAAUGUCCUAUGGGGUUUUCGCGGCUUCCAGUUGGCUGCAGGAGCUUCCUACAGCCUAUCAGAAGCCGCGCUUGAGUUUCUGAACAUUUUGGAAGUUGAACGGACUUCUGGAACGGAUUCCGUUUGACUUCCAAGGUGUGACUGUAUAAGUCCUAGAAAGAGAGCAUUCUGGGAGCAUGGCAUGGCAGCACCAAAGAGAGCCCAUUCCUAAGGCCGUUCAGCUCAGACUUUUGAACUAGCGUCCUGGCAUAAAACACUAUUUUAAAGGCUUGUUUUCUAUCUGCCAGGCUUAGGCAGAGAAGCAGCAGCAUUCCUACUGCUGAACAGGGUUUGGUUCUGGUUACACCGGCUUAAGUUACCCCAGCUUGCUUUACGCCAGCUUCUUGUGUGUAGGAUUGCUCCCUGCAUGUCUAAAAUCCAAGUUGUAACCUCUUUUUUUGCAGCUGUGAUCUAUAAGCGUGACAACAGCUUUAUAAAAUGUGGGUGCAAUAGGUGUUUAAAUCAUGCUUCUGGGCAGAGUUUGUGAUUGUAGGUCUAAUUUUGUUUUGCAGAGGAAAAGAAGCCUAAAGUCAAGAAACCAAAAUCUGAAUUUCCUGUAUACACUGUGGCAGAGACAAAUGCAUUUAUACCAUCGUAUGAUCAUGGCGCUUCAAUUGAAGAGGUUGAAGAACAGUUGGAUGAUUGGUUGGAGGAAAGGAACAAAUCGCUAAAAAGGAAGGCAAGCAUAUCUAUUUUUCUAAAAAUUAAAUAAAGUGUUUCAAGUCCAGGCAAGAAAUGGAUUGCUCAACACUGUCUUGCCUUUCUGGACAAAUCAAUAAAUACCAAUAAAAUAACAACAACAACAUCUUCAGUAAAAUAGUCUUAAAAUUAGCAAUUGAAAAACAAGAACAGCCCCCUCAAAUAUUUUAUUAAGGGUGGGGCCAAAGGGACCUUGGCCCCUAGGAGUUGGCCCCUAUGUGGCCAUCCCAUCGUUGCUAGUGUAAGGAAGUGUCUGCACCAAUCUUUUCCCCCCCCCAGGAGUAAUAAAUUGUGAGAGCAGUUGCUUUAAGUUUUGCAGUCAUACUCCUGAUUACUGAGAUCAUGCUUUCCAGGCAAGGGAGGGACAAAAAGAAAUGGUUUCUUCUUUCCGGGGGUAGGUGGGGGCGGUGAAUGUGCUGAUGGAACUAAUUGCCAUUGAACUGAGUUCGUUUUAAUCAUCGGGGGAAAGGCACUUAAACCCCAGUCCUAUGCAUUGUUUUGUUUUGUUAUCUGGACUUGCGAUUGUAUUCGUUGUUGCAUACUAUAUCUACAUGUUCAUUCGCCCACUGUUAAGAGUGUUGCACUUUAAUGCAUGCAAAUUCUCUCCUUGUGUAUGAAAAUCCAUGCAUGUUCUUGUGAGAUUGGCUGUGCAAAUGUAAUUUCCCCCCUUCUCUCUCUCUCUCUCUCUCUCUCUCUCUCUCUCUCUCUCUUUUUUUUUUUUAAAUAACCUGAUAUACACAUCAGGAAAUGGGACUGGUUUGCUCCAAUAAGAGCUUGUUCCAUUGGUCCUUAUGGCAGCUGUGUGCUAAAUGUUCAAAGUUUAAAUUUUUCAGUUUUCUGUAUUCUGCGGUGCUUACAUUAGAUUUCCUCUUGUAAAGUUUUGUGGGUCGGAGAAGGGUCCUUGGCAGGGAGGAAGUGCAAGAGUGAGUGGUUUGUUUGACAUUAGAACAAAAAACUCUUCAAAGUGGGCAUUACUAAGACAUGAAAGACAGAUGGAUUCGUAGGUGUGUGGCUCUACAUGAGCCUAAUAAGGCAAUUGUGAUUGGCAGCAAUUCAUUUACCGCACAUUGAGGAAGUGAGUCUUGGGCACGGCAGGGAAGCAAAAGUGACCAUUAUCUUGGAUUUGCAGAGCGUAUUGCCAGUUACCAAUGCAUGAAGGAAGCCCAAAAUUUUACACAUUUUAGAAACCUUCUAAUGAACCAUGUGAUUUUUGUUGAGGGCUUUAUAAGACUGUGGCAUCUGCUUCUUUCCAGCGACCAGUGUUGCUCAUCUGCAAAAUGGAAACCUAUUGAAAUUCAAAUUCAUUUAAAUGUGUGUGCCUAUCCCACCAAAUUCUACUCUGAGAAGGCCCACUGAAAUUAAUGGACCUGAGUUAGUCAUGGCUUUUAAUUUCACUGUGUCUACUCAUGAGUAUGACUACGACUGGAUGCAGCCCAUGGUCAAACACCUGCGGUUGGUGAUCUAAGGGGACAGCUCUUUGCUUUUAUGUGAAACACGCAAGAAUCUCUUGGCAGAGCUUGCUUGUUCCUCCGCAUCAUAUUUUCUCGUUCGUUUAAAUACGUUCGAGUUGCUGGCAUCGUCACAGAAAUAGCAAUCAAAACAGUGAGAAUGUGUUCAGCUUGAAUCCCAGAUCAGGUUUGCCAAAACAUGCUCUCUCUCUUCUCUGACUCCAGUUAAUAAUAUGGUGGCUCCUUAGAUGGACAGCGGGAAGGUAUACAAUUAAAUGGCAACAGAGUAAUAUGAUAGGUGUCUUAAUAGUAUAGACAGAGCAACAAACCCAUUUGAUGAAGCAGGCAAGACAAUGACAUUUAUAUCUCAAAGUAUCCCUUAAACCCUAGCAACAGCCUUUCUACAAUACCAUUCAAAGAGAAACCUGGCCGCAGAUAAAUACUAAGUAGAAGCUCACUCCAAACAAGGUGAGCUGCCUGUCCCUGCCUUCUCUGAACUAGAGCUAAAGAAAAUCCCAAAGUAAUUGUCUAGUGCGCACGCAGCAGAGGAAACAAAAUUGUACGUGAUCAGACACCACCACCCUUUAGAGAGCUUCCCAAAAACAAUACAUUACCCUAGAAGAAGCAUCUUGCAAAACGAAAUCAUUUCUGGUUCACCAUCAAUGUGUUCAGUUUGUUACAGCUCUUGUCUCACUUACCCUCUCAAAAGGGUGUCAUUGUCACUUGCGAGGGAAGUUGCUUGUUUUUGAAAAGGGCAGGUUUUUCAGGAACUUCUAAAAUUAAGCCAAGUCCAAAUAACAUUUUUUUUUACAGAUUAUGAAAAAGUGAAAUGCUUAGAGAGAAGGCAUCCUUUCCCCAAUAUACAUGUAACACUUCUCCUUCCUCUCUGCAAUACUUGCAUUAACUAGCAUAGCUCGGUUGGUAGAGCACAAGACUCUUAUUCUCAGGGUCGUGAAUUCAAGCCCUGUGUUGGGCAAAAGAUUCCUUAAUUGCAGGUGGUUGGACUAGAUGGGCAUCAUGGUCCCUUCCAACUCUACAAUUCUAUGAUUCUAUGAAAAUGUUCAGUGAAACCUGUCAAACAUGAAUAGACAUGCUCAGUACGUAGGAUAGGAUAUUCAGCGCUCAGGCAUGGCCAGAAAUUGAUAACUCAAAGGAAUUGUUAGUUAAUGAAUAUCUAGCCCUCAACUUUUGUAGGACAGAGUGAACUAAAAUUCCACCCUGAAUAACUGUUUGUGGGUUAUUUUUAGCCAAAAGUCUUUGUAUAGUCUAAAGGUUGAACCAAGUUUCAAACUUAGAAAACCCAUUAUAUAGGUAGUGCUCCUUUUGGAUAAACAAUAUCGAGCCAUCUGCAUAUUCCUGCAUUGCAGACUAGAUGGCCGUUGGGGUCCCUUGCAACUCUACAAUUCUUUUAUUGUAUUUACACUUAAACUACCUGAAAAUAAUGAAUCCUGAGUUCUUAAAAUUAUUUUAAUACAUUUUAAAAUUUUGCUUUUUCUACAAGGAGCUUGUGGUGGCCUAAGAGGCCUCACCCAACCCAAGUGCCUUCCCCCCACUCUUCAACAAGCCUAUGAGAUAGGUCAGGCUGAGAGAGGGCAACUGGCCCAGGGUCACCCAAUGAGCUUUUUGACUGUGUGGGGAUCCUUUUUAGAUGUAGCCCAGUAUUCUGGUCACUACACCACCCUAGCAUGGAAUCAAUUUGCCUUGGUCGGUCCUGUAUGUUAAAAUGAAACCACAAAAUAAAUUAAAUUAUUUGGAAGUGAUGUUGCCACCUGUCUUUGUUGAUGAAGAAAUGCCAUGCUACAACAUAGCUAGGUGAAACUGAGUUAAAAUCUGAAGGGAGAAAUCUCUCUUGAGUCUCUUGUCGAGCCUUCUUCAACAUGUGCCCUCCAAAUGCUGCUGGAUUCCACUCUCAUAUCCCUGAUCUGACUUGUAGUCUGAAACAACUGUGGGGAGGAAUCAGGUUGAAGAAGGCUAUUCUAGUGGUGAUGGGGCAGGGCAGGGGAAGGCUGGUGCCAGCAUUCAGAAGAGAGUUUCCAAAGGAGGAAUAAACCACUCAAGGUCCUUGACUUUCCCAAUUUCUGUGUCUGUUCAGCUACUCAGUUUAGAGAUCUUAGUUGAUAAAUCUUAUAUGAGUUUUAGUUGGCCAAUCAGUUGAUUAAAUCACAUAUAUUUGCAUAUGAAUAAAAAAUACUUCUGACAUAGGAGGAAACACACUUCCCUUGUUUUUUGAUGAUAUUUACAUGUAUCACAGCAGGUAGUGUCUCAACUACCUGCAUUUCCUCACGGAUGAGAGGCAAAUUCCUCUUCUGAGAUGAUGUCUGAAACAUGUAUGCUGCUUUUAAAAAUUACGCUCAUGGCCUUUCUCCUGGGCAUAGUCAGCCAAUUGGUGCCAAAGAAGGAUAGAACUUUCUUUAUGUAUGCCACAACAGCAGCAAGAAUACUUAUUGCAAAGUAUUGGAAGACACAAGAUUCACCCAACCUGGAAGAGUGGCAGAUGAAGGUGAUGGACUAUAUGGAAUUGGCGGAAAUGACUGGCAGAAUCCGAGACCAGGGAGAAGAGUUGGUGGAAGAAGAUUGGAAGAAAUUUAAAGACUAUUUGCAGAAAUACUGUAAAAUUAAUGAAUGUUAAAAUGAUGUUGGAUUGAAAAUAAGUGGUUUUGGUAAUAAGGUUAAAAAGAAUAUGCAAAUACAGAUAGUCAUAUGGACAAAAAUAUAUAGUUAUAAUAGGUUAAGUCACAGAGUAAAGAUAAGUGAAAGAGGGUAAGGAUUUGCUGAAAGGUUUUUGUAAACGGGAAUACAAAAAGGGGAGGUGUGAGGAGGUCAAGGAAAUAAGUAAAUGAGCCUAAAGAUAUUGAAAAAUGGAUUUUUCCUUUUUUUUUUUUAAGCCAUCUGUUUUUUGUAUUUUGUAUUUCCUUUUUUUCUCUCUUCUAGGAUUUUUUUUCUUUUUUCUUUGGUAAUUUUUUGUAUUUUUCUUGUUAUCUUUUUUCUUUUUCUGUCUAUGUUUUUUUUUAGUUUGUUAAACCUAUGUUUAUUGUAAAAUCCUAAUAAACAUUUUAUAAAAAAGUAAAUAAAAUAAAAAUUACGCUCAUGCUAGCACACAUGGAAGUUUUUUUCUUUUUCUAUUUGUUUGAGUCUCAUUAAUUCCUUUAUUUUAUUUUUUUACAAAAACAUUGUGGCUUCAUUUAUAGUAGAUACAUUUGAAACUAAUGGUAGGUGUUGCUAAGGCUCAGAACUCUUUCCUCUGGGCCUUCUAAACUAUUCCAGCUGUGUUUGUGUAUUGUGAUCUUUCUGGUCAAUCCCGUAGGACGGGGCCUGACUUGUGACUUUUAAAUAUUUGCACUCACCUGAAAUUAUUUUCUUCCUUCCCCCUACUUUUGUCCAGAAUUCAUUUUAUGGCAUGUGAUAAUCUUCGUUAUUUGCAGUCUUUUUAUUUUAUGUUAGUACUUUUCCUCCUUGAAAGUCAGACCUGUUUAUCAUUGCUUUUGAAGGGUACAAAAGCAUUUGUGCAAAUGUAUGUGCAAUACUGGACCAAGACAGGAAGGAGUUUAUGCCCUAUUCUUUUUUAAAGUAUAGCCUGAGUCAUGAACGUGGAGAUGGUUUUGCAGGUGUGUGUGGGUGUGUGUGGGUGUGAGGGAUGAGGAAGAGGAUAUGGGAAGAAAUUAGACACUUUGUGGGAAACUUAUCAGGCCUUCUCACUUCUUGGCUUUUGCUGUUAAAACCUUUAAAAGAAAACAAACACUCGGGCUUUUAGUUAAUUAAAUCGCUGAUUUCCCUCUCGGCUUGCUGCUGCCAUAUAUGUGCAUGUUGCUUUUGUUUUGUUGCUGUUAAAUUUUGAUUUUGUGUUUUGUUUAUUGCAAGUUUGUGCAUUGCCUCAGGCAACUUGUCGCUAAGCAUAAUGUAAAUCUGAAAGCUUGGACCAGGAACUCCUAGUCUCCUUCUAAUGUGAUGAUAGGAAGAAAUGUGAUUUCAGAGGGUUUGAGUAAGGAUGUGAACCCUCCCGAUUGUGCCUAUUUCCUGCAUUUGAGCAGCCAGUCAAUAAGUUCUGCCUGAUUUCCCCCCCCACCAUUUGCCCAUCCUAGUACUUCAUAUUCUGCAGAGUCCCCGCAAACAUCUCACCUCGCUGUCAAGCAGUUUCAGGAUAAACAGUAAUGCUCCAUGUUUAUUAAGUGCUUUGGGUGCCUUUGCAAGAUUCAGAGAUGCCAUCAGUAGGUUCAUGAAGAAUUAAGUGAAGUUUCCAUUGCAGAAAGCUUUUGGAUUGAUCUCAAAUAGUAAUCCCUAGUUUAAAACUACCGCAUAUUUCAGAGAGUCUUCAGUGGGUUGGUUUUCCCCUGUUUUGGGCUGAAAAAAGUCUGGCUGUCUUCCAAACUGAGCUCAAUAUGGAAUCUCUGCGUGUAUUUAGUGAUUAUUAGAACAUCAUUGCCAUGCUAGAUUUUGUAUAUUCUGUUUUGACUUGGAUUUAAGAGUAGGAUUUUUUAAAGAGCAGUUUAUAGCAUCCCAUAAUAUGUAGAUGUAGGUCUGCCAAGGUCAGUUAGUGCUUUCUUGCCAGUUUUUUUUUUUUUAAUUAUUUGUUAACUAAAUAAUUCACUAACAUAAAUAUAAAACAUCUGAAACACUAAACCAUUCUUAUGCUGACUUUUUUCUUUCAAGUGAACAGAUAACCAGCAGCUAGUUGUGUGUUUCGCUUCUUAGCUCUACCAAACCAAAUUGAUGAUGAUCUAAGGGUAGAUGUUACAAAUGACACAGCGUUGCUGCUGAGAAGGUCCUUGUUUUUAUAAUCCAGCCAAUGAAGAUUCCGCCUUCUUAUAUUUAUGCCUUUAAGGUCUGUUGGGUUCCUUAUGCUCCACCUCAGCUACUGAGAUCUUUCAAUGAGGUUUGAACUCUACCAGGGACUGAGCCUUUAGUGUGACAGAUCCUGCCCCAUAGCACUCCUUGCCGGUUUGGCAGAAGUAAUCUCUUCUUCCUUUCAAGAGCUGUGCUGUUCAGACAGGCCUUUGGAAAAUGUUUUUUUUUUAACUAACUGUUCUUUACAGGUGUUUUUAUUGACGUUAUUGUAGUUUUAUGUUACAAUGCUACACAGAGCCCUGCUAUACAUUUUAUGUAUAUAUUAUAAAGUUUAUAAAUAUUUAAGUAAAUAAAUAAAAUACAUUUCCUAUCUUCCAUCAUGGAGCCCAAGGCAGCACACAUGUGGUUUAUAUAGUUGGCAGGUACUGUCUUCUGUGACCUUGUUUAGUUCUUCUUUUUUAUUUUAAAGCCAUUCAGACAAGUAGCCAUCACCACAUCCUAUGGGAAAUAAAUUUAUUUUGUGGGGUGUGAAUGUUUCAUUUAGGUGGUGUUGAACUGAUGUGGGUGAUGUUGACUUUUUCUUAUGGGAGAGUGAGCACGACUUACCAAAACUUGUGCAUUUUGAAAAUAUUGCUCUUGCUAUAGCCUACCGGCACCUGCCUUAUGACAGGCCAAACACAAUGCAACCCAUAGAUUAUUUGAUCUACAUGCCUGAGUAUCCUAUAAUCAAAUUUACUAAAGAGUAUUUCACAUCUUUUCUGAAUUAAAACAAUUGCCUGGAAGCUAAUCAGAAAUAAAUGAGUUAAUGCUUUCUGCUAAGUGCUACCAAUUAUAUUGGCCUUUCAAUUAAAAAUUGCCUUUUAAUUUCUUUUCCUUAAAAUGGACUUGAGUAUUUAUGAACUAUUUCUAAUUGUGAUGCUUUCUUUCCUCUUGAGCACUUGGUGCAGCAUCAGGAAUUUAUGAUUUGCAGAACAAUAGGAGACAUCUCUCUACAUUGUUGUUGUUUGCAAAAUACAGCAUACACUCCAAUGUAUAUACAAAUAGAUAUUUUCAAUUUAUUCCUUUAAUGUUUUGAAAGUGAAGAAAAUAACAUUGUCUAUCCACUAUUGUAUGAAAAACGUACUGUUAGCACUAAAUAAUAGCCACUUCAAAAGCUGCUUAUAUUUUGAAUUUUUCCACAGUAAAAUAGGAUCCCAAAGGAUUUCUUGUGACUUGAAGCACUGAAACCACUUUUAUGGCUCUGUGCUCAUACUAGAACCCAGCCCUAACACCCAUACAAUAUUCCAAUCCUUCUUCUACCUAUGUAAAGCAUUUUCACGGCACAGGGGGAAGGGAGCUGCUUACAUUUAGCAUUUUAAUGCAAAAGGAGUUAAAGAAUAGUUAAGUCCAAGCUGAACUACUAUUUCUUUGAUGGACAUAGCCAGGCUAAAAUGGUGAUGGGGAGAGGUGUGCCUGGUAUGGUCUAUUGGAGGAGAGGCAGACAGCAAUGAAUAUAAUUGUUUUGUGCUGAACAACUGACAGGCCAUGUGAAGCACAAUAUAUAGGUGAGGUCUUUUUUUUUUUUUACUGUUUUUGGUCGAGAUCAGAAUAUAUUGAAGAUCCAUCGAUAAUGCCAGGCUAAUGUAAGCUGAACCUUACGGCAUGCUCAGUGUGUUAGGCUACCUAGAAACUAAGUUUGUGUUUUGUUUCCAUCUUGCUAUUCACUAUGUCUCUUACUCCCUGCCUUAUACUGGAAGUUGUCUGGAUGCUUUUGAUCACUAGGGUUGACUUUUCCCAAGCUAGGAAUUCCAGCAACAUGUUCCAAGGUUUGUGCAACUGGGAAUAAGGCAAGGACAGAGGCCGGCUCUUGCAUCCAGCAGCAAUCUGCUGGUGGCUUCCCAAGUCCCAGGAUAAAAGCUUGAAGGCACCUCAGUGGCUUAGAGGUUUAUGAGCUUAGAUGGUGGUACUAUACACACAGGUCCCACUCUCUGAACUCAGUGUGUUCACAGGAAAUUGUUCACUAGGUGAGCUAGGUAUAAUGAGCUGGUGCUUUCCGUUACUUCCUAUGGGGACAUUUCUAAUCCGUGAUUUGUCUGUUCUCUCUCUCCUUUCCUCCAUGCUUUCUGCUGAAAACUGCUGCAGCCAAUCAGCAGAAGCCAAACAAAGGAAAAAUGGGUUUUUCUGACCCCUUUUGUUCCUUGAUUUGUCCAGUCUCUCCCCCCGCCCCUGCCUUCUUCCUUAAAUGGCAGGUGCAGGCAGAUGACUCCAUGACACCAAGUCCUGUUAUAAAAUCCUCACUGUGUGAAACCAUGUCAUCCGUGUCUGGAGUCCUAGGACUUUCAAACAGUAGCUUGUUAGCAUGAAUCAUUUCAGAGCCUUUUGGUGAAAACAGAUAGCAUUUGCUUCUUUUUUUAAGUGGUGACCGUAAUACAUUAACAUUGGCUGGUUUGGGCUUUUGAACUGCAUCCAAGCACCAACAUGUUAAACUUGUGAAACAAUUUUGAAGAUUGUUGCAUCUUUUUUUAAAAAAGUAACACUGCGAGUUCAUAAAUGUUUCCAAUAGGACAUGUAGAUUUUUGUAUCGGUACUUUGGUAUGUAUGCUGUGGCUCUGCAUAGAUCUUUAUAUUGCUACCUUUUACUCUCUCUCUCGUUUUUAUUCGUUUCCAUUUAGAAUAAAUUAUGACAGAAUUAUUUAAAAUAGUUACUAGAUCAGAAAUCAGUGAGUUAUGUUUUAAAUUAAUCUGAAAAUAAUACUUUAUUCUUCUAGAACCGUAUCUGAAUUUAACCAUUUUUUUUCAUUCUUGCUAUAAUAAGCAUCUUUACCGUAGAUGAAAAAUGAGGGUUUGUGAAAUAAAUACCAAGGUAUAAUUUUGUUGCUUGCUAGCUAGUGUGUAAUGUCCUCUGCAAUUCUGAGAAUAUGAAAAUGGUAAACAGGGGUGACUAAUUUAGCAUAGCAAAGACUUGCCUGGUUAAUAAUUUGCACAACUGGGCUUUCUUUGUGAUCCUAAUAAAUCUAUAUAUGUUCUGGUUCUUCCUACUGAUAGCCUUUUUGUCAUCUGCCACAUGCAUAUCAAUUGUAGCUGACUUGGAUGAGGUUUAAGAGCAAGAUGAAUGAGUUGCCAAGGGAAUCUGGCCUUAGGUUUUUUGUGGGGGGUUUUUUGGGAAAUUAGUUUUGUCUCAGGACUACAGCAAAUACUGAGAAUGAGCCAGGACUAAAUAAAGCAUGCGUAUAAAAUUGGACCAGUGCAAAUAUAAUUGUGGACACACUAUAGAUCUGGAUAAUAUUACAAGGGCAAUGAUUAUCAACAUUAUAAACAGUUGCCAUCGACGAAAAUGCUGUAAUAGGCUUAUUCUACAUAAUUGAAAACAACUACUAUAAAUUAAUCUGGCCAACAUUGUAAAGUAUUCAGAAACAGCAUGGCUCAGAAAUAAGCGUCUUAAUUACGCUCUGUCUUGAGACCUGGUGGGGAUACUCAGGAGAUAGGAAUGUCAGAAUUGAUAUGUACUUAAUUGGCCUAAUUAAUAAUAGCCUCAAAGUAAAAAAAAUGUGACUGCAAUGCCUGCUUUAAUAGAUUAAAAAGAAGCAGGAUUUUCUUCAUAGAAACUGUAUUCACAUCAAUCAUGUUUGUUGUACCAAUCUAGAUCAAACAUGACUAAAUGGGAGAUUUUUAUGCCGCAAUGUCACAGGCAGUUUAGGCUGCCUGGUUAGAUUGGGAUAAGGUUGUGGAUAGCUGGAAAGUAGCUUGAGUGACAGAGAAAGCAAUAAUUCUCCAUCUCACUAGAGCUGGAUGAGUUCUUUAUGCUGUCGUAAUCCAUUGCUUAUUACUUGUUUGGGAUUCAUAUUCAUAUUCUCUCUUCCUCUUUCCCCACUGCUUCUUUUAAAAGGAAAGAACGGGGUGGGUUUUUCAUACAGAUCCUGUUACGUUAUUAGCCAGUUUUGUUCUAGUACUUGCAAAUUUGUAUGUUAAAAAAUGCUUGCUGAAUUGUACCUUUCAGGGAAGGGCAGGUAUAACAUCUGUGUCAGUGAAAGAUGCUGUACGUAGCCAGGACCGGCAGGGAUUGCUGAGCGCAGUCUUUGAUCCACGCUGCCUAAUAAAGGAUUGCUGGACCAGUGGCGAACUGGGAGGGGCAUGGGAGGGUUUAGGUAGAGAUCUAAGCUGCUUUAGUGCACACCUUCAAGACGUGCACUGAAAACAUCAAACCCAUGCAGGUAUACCUGCCAAGUAGCAAUGAUUACCUGCCUCUUUGGCAAGCGUACCUGUAUGAAGAAGGCAUGGGCUUGAUCUUGUCUGUGUCCAUUUGCACAACGCCGUGUACACGCUCCCUGUGAAGUAUGUACUUCACAACACCAAAGAAUAUAUGAAGUGACAUUAGGCUGCUGGAUUGAGUGUUCAAGUCCAGGGGGCGGAAUCUCAUACAAACAGAGCAGGCACUUACUGCCAAAAAACCUCACAAGAAAUCUGGUAAAAAGGAUCGGUGGGGUGAUUUUUACGUGGAAAUGCAGUAGAAGGAAGAGGUUCCUGGACCCUUUCCUCCUCUCCUUUCCUGCAGCACUUUCAGCUUCAUUCGAAUCACUUUUCUGCUAUGUAGAGGAGGGCUAUAUUAACUACCUACUUUCCCGCUUUGGACCUGCCCCCCCCCCCAGGCUAACAGGCAUUUGGUAGCAACUUAGAUUUGAAGACUCAGAUCUGCUGUUGCUUGUAGCUUCUUCCUGAUAGCCCUGUGCAUCUGCUUUGGAUAAAACAUGAGUUCCACGGCAAAGCAAGCUGCUUCUUAGGUAUUUGGAUCAUGUCUGAACCUCAGCAACUGAUCUGCAAGUGGUUGAAACCAAAGCAGACUGCUCCCAAAUCCUUGGACCUGCUUUAGUGGGUGGUUUGCUGCUGUAAGCCCCACUCAAUGCAUUUUUCUAAAACUUCCUGCAAUCAUUCCAUAAAAGGAAAAUAGCGGAGAAGGGAGGGAGAAAAAGCGGGGUGUAGUUUAGUGAGUGACGGCUCUGACUUCAAAUCAGGGAAUGACUUCACCAGAACUCUCCAAUCACUAUGCUUUGGGGGAGGGAUACUGAAGAGUAACAUAUUGGGAAAGCAUUCUGUUUUUUCGCUGCCCUUUGCUUGUUAACACUCUUAAGAACAGCAGCAUUUGAAAGAGUUUGGAGAAGUUGGUGGUUGUGUUUUGCUUGUGCAAUCUUCCCUUGUUCCAAUCCUUGCAUUACUCUUACUGUUGUCUGUGCCUGCCUAGAGCAUUAUGCCCAUCUCUCAUUCUGGCCUUAGUAGCAUUUGACUGAGCUUGCAUUAAUUGUAGGUCUCCGUGUGUCUGUGAAUGUAUGUUAUUAGUAUAGCAUCUGUCUGUUUCUGUGUUCUUUUUGUGGUUGUCUGUCUCCCUGCCUCUCACACACUCUCCAGUGCUGUUACAGAGCGCGAUUGCACCAAACAGCACUAAAUCUGUGCAUACAUUAAUAUUUUCAAUAAAAGUGUCUCCUAUCUCAGGUUUUUAUUGGGAAAACUCAGGUUGCCCACAAGGCAAUUUCUGGGAGGCAGUAGAGUUGGCGACAUCAGUUCUCACACAACCCAUCAAUGUUUAGAUGAGCUACACACACACACACACACACACACACACACACACACCACACCUGUGCACCUGGAAUUUGGCUCUGUCUUCUCAAAAUAUUCCUAUGCCUGUGCACACCUCUGCUAGUGUAUUCAGAUGAACUAUUGGAAGCAUUAGGUGGCAGUUGUUGGUUUCACUUCUGUGCAGUAGCUAUAUGCUAGAAUGACUUUGUUCAGCUACUGAAUAUCCUGAAUGCUACAUCAAGUGGGAUUUAGAACUACUAUUUUUAAUUCUGUACUUGCUGCGUGUGCUUUUAAGGUCCCCCCCCCCCAAAGCAAAAGGCACCUCCAAAUCUCAAAACAGAAUAAAAACCAAAACACUGAACUUGAACAUUGGGGGGGGGGGGAGAGUACAAUACCAUUUUCUUUAAAAUCUCCUGCAGAAGUUUAAACAUAUAUCAAUGGCUUUGGAAAUGUCUUCAGAGACAUCUGCUGAAGUUGCUGGCUGCUUGCUUUUCCUUUGCAGCACAGGAACUUCCCCAGCCUGGUGAUUUGGUUUCGCCUGCAUUCAGGGGAAUCCUCAUUUGGCUCUGGAGAAUUGGGUCCCAGGCAGAGCUGCUGGCUUUUCCCUUUCCUUUUUUCAAAGUGUAGGAGGAAGUCUGCCCCAAAGCAACUUGUACGGAGGCUGCUGUUUUCAUCUGAACACACAGCUUCUGGCUAAUUGCCCCUGAGGGCAUGCUUAGCAGCAGACAUAAGCUAUGCCUGGCCUGGUCCCACCCCCUGCUCGCAAGGCCUCCCUUGGAUUGUUGCUGGUGGUCAUCCUGUCAAGUCAAGCAAGCCUCCUCAUAAUGCCAUUGUGAAGUGGGCUUUAUUAUCGCUGCUUAAAUGGGAAGAAGGCCUAGGCACCAUGGACGCCUGUCUCUUAACAAGGUUAAACACCAAGACAGAUUCCAGGUGUCUUUCCUGUUUUGGCAACGCUGCUAAUCCCGGUAUCAUUCUGCACCCUUUGAUACUAUUGUCUCGUGUUAGAAGUGGAUAUACAAUAGUACACUCUCUUAAUGCAUAUUUCCAGUGUAUUAAAAACAUCUAAACGAUUCCUUAUGAAAUCUCAAUUAUAGCCCUGUGCCUCCUUCCUCCUUUGGUCUCCUGGAUUUUAUUCGUCUGCCUGCAGUGUAAAUAAAACCAUGCACUGCACCAUCUGUCAGCAGAGUGGAUGGUUUUUAAACAGUAGCAAAGUGAAGUUUGGCAGCUUACUUUGAUUGGCGAUUUUAUUUUAAAAAUCAGUCAAACUUUUUAUUUUUUGAAUUUUGUAUCAACUUUGGACCUCUUACGUUUCUUAGUCUGGGAUAAUCCUGGUGGUGGGGUUUUCAUAAUAAACAUUUUAUUUUAUUAAAAUAGUUCAUUUCUGGAAUCCCAAUAGAGCUUGUACAGUCAUUGUGAAGCUUUCUCCAUAAUUGUAUUUCCAUACUAAAAAAAAGUCUUAACCUGAUGAAUUUCUGCCUCCCAUACAGUUGUUAAAGUCACAAGAACCUUGUCUCCCCACCCCACCCCAGUGCUAAGCCUAAACCAAAACAUAGGCUAUCCCUUUAAACACAGAGACUUCCAUGUAGUCCACUGAAAUGUAAAUUAACUAUACAGUGAAUUCUUAUGAGUGUUCUUUAGUUCCUGCACACCAGCAGAUGUCCCUAAGACUCUAUGCAAAGUUUUCAUAUUUGCCUUUUGGGGGAAGGAGAGAUUUUUUCACAUCCACCCACAAUCAUUGUAUAGUAGUACUCGCAUAGAAUAACUUCUAGGGACUACCUGAUCUCAAACAAGCCGACUACAGUGGUACCUCGGUCUACAAACAGCCCUGUUAACGAACUAUUGGGUGAACGAACUCCACAAAACUGGAAUUCGGUAUUCCAGUUAAUGAACUUUGCCUUGGAAGAUGAGUGGAAGACGAACAGUGGAAGGGCACCAGCGGUGGGAGGCCUCAGUAGGGAAAGCACACCUUGGUUUAAGAAUGCUUUGAUUUGAGAAUGGAUUUUCAGAACAAAUUAAGUUCAUAAACCGAGGUACCACUGUACUGGAAAGAUGUGUCCUGGUUACUAGGGAAAAAGGAAGGACAAACUACAGAGAUUCUAAGGACUAGAAGGGGGAAAGACAGAAUUGGGGGGGGGGGCUGCCUUACAGGGUAGUGGGAAAUAGUUCUUUAGAGCUCCAGGAAUUCCUCUUGACUGGUCUCCAAUCAAUUACUUACCAAGUCACAACUCUGACUUCACUCCUUUGUGAACCUGUCAGUGAUUUCAGCUGUCAGGCUUGACUUAUUUCACAGAAGUGACUAGGACCGGUGCCCACACAUUUUGCUUCAUAACUUUCUUUCUAGUGGGGCUAGAGACUUUUUUAAACAAUUGAAAGCAGUGGCCACGCAAGGAAUGUUUCCUAUCAGCAGAAGCAGCAUAUCUGGUUGAAGGCAGAGCUCAUACCAAGGCCACAGACAGGAGGCAAUGUGCCCCACAUAGGGAUGAAGAAGGCAAAAUCAGAGUUGUAGAAAGCUGAAAGAUAUGUGGGCACUAGGAUUAAGGAGCAGAUUUUUUUGGGGGGGGAGCUUAGCACAAGGCGUAGAGCAGGGCUCACCAAGCUCUUGGCUCCAGCAAUGGCCUCUGCUUGAACAGUUAGAAUGGUCAGGAAUAUUAUUUCACAUGGCUGUAGCUGCUUUGAACUACAACUCCCAUCAGCUCCAAGCAACACAGGAGUUCAAAACAUCUGAAGAGCACCAGGUUGGGGAAGACUGUACUGGAGGGAGCAAAAAUAUACUAGCAGGUAUACAGUAGAAAGGUGGAAUGUAAAUUUCUGUGUGGAUAAAUAAAUAGUGUUGUAAUUAAUUUUUUUUAAUUGUGAAUUGUUACCGCAGGAACAAGAGCGCUUUCCUCUCUAUUAAAAUGCAGCUGUACUACAGCUGCCCACAGUUGCAAACCUGUUAGUAAAUGACAGGUUAUAAGAGGGCAGUGUGUGAAAUUUUAAAACAUAUUUGCUGUUUUCUUGGAAUAUUUGAAAUGUGUGUGUAUGGUAUUUAAAAGGUAUUUAGAGCAACCAUAAGAGCAGGGAGCACAGCACCAAAAAAAACCCCAGUUAACUGCUAAAAGCUUAUAUUCAGUAUGAAAAAAUCUCGUUCAGUAAAUUUCUUUAAAAUGUUAUUUGACCAGCCGAUAUGAAUAUUUAUAGCUGUGAAAGUAAUCUGUUUUUAAUUUUUGUGUUAAAAAUGAUUCCUCGUGUCUCUGUUUGCCUCCCCCUUCUUUUGAGUGUGUUGUGUUCAGUGUGGAGAGCUAAUCCCAAAGCACUGUCUUUCUGAUGUAAAAUCUGAAUGCUUGUGUAGACACAACAGCUGUCCCCUCACCAUGUGGCAUCUUCCAUCACUCUACUGUAGAGAUGAGUUUUGGCCCAGUGUUUCAGUAAUAUUGGACAAACAUGGUUUUAAGUGGCAAAGGCUUAUGCUUACACAUUCAUCUGACUCUGGCUCCAGAGCAGUACAGGGAGAAUAAAUUCACAGGGUUGCCACCCUCCUAGCUGCUUAUAGCAGUGGAGUCACAGGGGGCUAUCUUAAAGACACCGUUUACUGUUGUGGAAGAGCUGUAAAUUCACCAACCCUUAAGAAGAACAAAAUAAAAGCCUGUGUGUGUGUGUGUGUGUGUGUGUGUGUGUGUGUGUACCUGCACCCGCAUGAGUGUGUACAUGUUUAUGUAUAUAGAAGGUGGAUGUCUAUGCUUCCAGGGUUAUGGAGGCCUGUUCUUUUAGCGAUUAAAAGACAAGCUUUCUUUAUUUCUGAAUUUAUUUUGGUAAGAAAUGAUCAAAGCAACAUAUGAACAAGUUUACUUGAAUGUAAAUUCAAAUAUACAAAUUUCAGCGGCUCACUUGAGAACGAAUUCUUCUUUUAAAGGUGUUUCUAGGAACAUAGAAGCUGCUGCUUUAUAACGAGUCAGCAUCAUUGUUCCAUCUACACUGAUUUGCAGUUAUUCUCCAUAAUUAAAGAGAGAGGGUUCCCUACCUAGAAAAGCCCAAGGUUGAACCCCAGACUUGCAAAGCAGAUUCUCUACAGCCCUUCCCUAUAUUCCUCUUGUCAGUGCUGUAGAUGUUUAUUAUGCCAGUUCAGUCAUAGCUAAAUCCUAGCUGUCAAGGUUCUACUUAAUACUUUCAGCAACAUUCUAAUAAACAUGUUUCUUUUGUCCAUAGACUUUUAAAAGAUCUCCUGCCCCCUGAUUCAAAUGUGAUCUUUUAGCCUAAGCCAUUCAUAGCCCACUAAAUAGCCAGACUAGUCCAUUUAGCAGUGUUGGCUUAAAUGAAAUGAUUUAACUUUUGGGGGAAAUGUUGAAGAUUUGGAAGAAACUUUCCCCCUUCUUUUCAGAAUAUGGAAACUCAUAGUUUAAAUUGAGGGCUUUGCUUAACUAUUGGUAUGUUGAUUGUAGCCCCUGGGGCUCAGAAGUAAUAUAUAAGUUAGGCCUGGCAUUAUAUCUUCCAGAUAGUGAAGGAAUUUGUGUUUGUAAGGAAGGAAGUCGGGAAGUUUAAUGUUUUGGGUAUGUGUGCAUCUCUGCCUCUGCAGGGUUCAAGGGAAAGUUGCAAUCUCCCUGUCUCUCAUUUUAUCUCCUCAUCCACAAUCUUGUGAGAGAAGCUGGGGUGGGCGGAAGAGUGAACUGCCCAAGGCCACUGACUGAACUUUGUCUGAGAACGGCUUUUCUCUAAAAUAUUAUGAGCUCAGCACAUGGGACUGCUUUUAUGCUUAGGGCUUUUGUGGUGGGGUUCUCCUCCCAGGGUCCUCUCACAUACCGCAAAAGCCACUCUAGGGGUUGUAUCCCAUAAUAAGUCCUGUUCCAAGUAGACGAACGGGAACUAAGGAAUGUAGCUAAUGCAGAUCCAUUGAUUUCAGUGGGUCUGCUCUGCGUAUAAUUCAGUUGGGUACAAACCCUGUAAAUCAGAGACCCUCUGAAGUGGCAUCCUGCACGCUGUGAUAAGCAGCAGCUGCAAGGAGAAAGUGGUGUAAUUCCAAAGUAUGUUGAGAAGCACUUUAGGUGGAGACGGGAAGCUGUGUCCCUCUAAGAGUUGUUGACCACUGGUGACCUUGGCUGAGGAGUUGGAAGUCCAACAAUGUCUGGGGAGCCAUGGGAUUCCUAUCCCUGACUUCAUGUGUUCUUCAAAUGCUUGCCUUUGAUAGUACCACCUAACUUUAUUUUUAACAGUGUGGAUCUGUUUGUCACUUAACUUUUUACUUGGAAAGGCAAAUCUAACAAAAAAAGUCUUGUCCGAUCAAUAUUUGUGCCGAGAAUUCAAAGUGGGGAAUUUUUCAUUCAGCGUGUUUUUUUGAAUACACUAAGUUUUAAGUAAUGAUGGGCAUUUAAUUAUUAGUGUUAGGAAACUAGGCUGCAAAGCAACUGUCUCUUGUGUUCUUAAAUGUUGUCUGUGUGAAAGACAAUUUGUGAAAUUGUUCCAUUUCCUACUAUCUCCCCACCGUUUCAGAUUGUUCAAAAGCUUUGCAGACUUUCACACUAUUAGACUUAUGUUUGGCUAUGUGAUAUUGAAAGCUUUUGAUAGCAAGAAAAAGAAAAAACAGUUUCUCCCUGUUCUUUUGUUUUUACACUGACUUCUCAGAACACUUAUCUCCGCUUGAAGAAAUGCUGAAUAGCAACAAGCACACUUGACAUACUUUCUGCCAACUCCCCAGGUAAUGGUAUAGGUCAAGAUCCAAGAGCCACAUUCCUAGCUCAAGGGACCCUGUAGAAUUUCAGUGUCUCCCUUUCUGACAGCAUCAACCCCUUCCCCCCUCCUUGCCCCCAGCCAAAUCUUAUAGCAGCUUCACAAACCCGAUAUAGUGCAAAUUGCUACAGGAGCAGUGGGAUGUUCGAAAUCCCACCAAGUACGUAAUAAGCCAUUGUACACAUCUGAGAGGGCUUUUUGGAUCCUGGCCAACAGCACAUGAUACUUGGGUAGUGAAUUUUACAUUAAAUAUCUAUAAGUGCCUCUUUCCGGGGGGGGGGGGGGGAGCAUGAUGCAACAGAAAGAUCUAUUACUUGCACUGGAAAUUAGCUGCCUUUACCUGACCCAAAGCAAUGGCAGUUUCCCACUGCACUGUGUGUGUGUGUGUGUGUGUGUGUGUGUGUGUGUGUGUGUGUGUAUACGUACACACAUUUCUUUCUUUCCUCCUCCCCAGAAAAAAGUACAUCCUUACUGAUAUAUACGUCUGUGUGUCUGUGUGUCUGUGUCUCCAUCCACCCACACAGCCAGUCCUGAAUUAUUAUGGUUGUACAAAAAGUCGCACAGAUAUGAUUUUCAGCAUUUGGUGAACAAAGGCAUGCACGGACACAAAACAGGGGAUGAUUGAUAAAAUCCUUCCCACUAUUGGCUAUUAUUUACUGCUUCUUAAGCGGCAGGCUAUAUAUUUAUGCCAAUUUAUCUGCUUCAGGGAGCAUUCUUGAUAGCAGGACAAAGUGAAUAAAAGUAGUUUGCUUUGCAAAUGAAUGCAAAUGGCAGAGCCUUUGGGAAGCCUGUUAAACAGGGGCAAGGCACUCUGAUUAGGAGUGAAGCUGCCAUUUGGACAUGGUGAAAAGAGCACGCUUGAGCCAUUGAUUGGGGGAGACAGUGAAAAGUCAGGGAAGGGCCCCGUUUAAGCUUGUGGUGGAGCAGGCGGACGUCAGCGUGGUUAGAGCACAGUGGGAGAAUGACAGGCAGGAUUAGUGUCAGGGAGAAGCUUUGCCGUAGCUGUGGAGAUGGUCUCUGGGGUCAUUCACCUCUGAAUGUUGUUCUGUGCUGAUGGCUCUGUAAUGCAAACUGCUUGGUGCCUGCCUGUUCAUUAUCGGAAAUGGUGAUUAGGGGGAGGUAUUUGUCAUAAAGGGCUCUUUUUAGAAAUAAAUAGAAAUGGGAAGCUGUUGCUUGCUGCUCGUGCCAGUGCAGAGGAAGCCUGGUGCAGAUGGCCUUUCUGAUGAGAAAAAAAGGGGAAGGUGGAAACAGCUGCUUGCAUGUGAAUGAAUGUUAAGGCUUCUCUGUAUGGAGCCCCUGCGCUCCUGCUUCAAGGUUUGGGGGCUUGAUUUGUCAUUUUAAAAAAAGAAGAAAUUGGAGUUUGGGUUUGCAAUUGAGGGAGCAUGUGUAUUGGUCUCUCUGGAAACAGCUCCCCUGCCCCUAAAUGUGCUGCGUUCAGGAGCUAUUCAUUCCAGGUGCUUCCAAUAGAUUAACCACCAGAGGUUUAAGCAGACGUUGGAUGGCUAUCUGUCAUGUAUGCUUUAGCUGAGAUUUCUGCAUUGUGAAGGGUUGGACUAGAUGACCCUUGGGGUCCCUUCCAACUCUACAAUUCUGUGAUACUGUGACCACCUCCACAAAUCCUUUCCUUGUCGGAGAAAAAUCUAGGCAGAUUUGUUACACCAUUAAAAAUGCAACAGCGUGGUAGUGUAUUGGAUUGUGUGAUACACACAACCACAAAUCCAGGGUCUUUCCUAAAUUCACUUCCCUGGGGAUAUGGAUUUUAUGCACAAUUUUGUCAUGUUGAUACCUUAAAGCAUCUGACACUAAGUUGCAUUUGUAGAAUUAGUGUGCGCCCGCACGCAUUUGUGUCCAAAUCAUUAUAAAUAAACUAGACCUGCUAGGUAUAUGUGUUCCUCUAUUCAACAAGCAAGAGUAGGAAGUAUUAAGCAAGCUAUAAAAUAAUUGUAUUUGCAGUGAACACCCUUUGCAUGAUUACUUUGCUUUAGUCUUGUGCUCAGUGUCUCUACCCCUCCUGCCACAGACAAACCCUCCUUGUGUAAUGAAUGUUCUUCAAAUGUUUUACAGGCACCGGAAUGGACGGAAGAGGACCUUAGCCAACUGACAAGAAGUAUGGUUAAGUUCCCAGGGGGGACGCCUGGUCGAUGGGAAAAGAUUGCUCACGAAUUGGGUCGAUCAGUGGCAGAUGUGAGUUCACUCGAAUUUGCAUUGUAUGGACAAACCAGAACAAGACAGGCAGUGUAGAAGCCAGACAUAGAUGGGGUCCAACAUUGUCUUUUGAGAGAGGCUGCAAUCCUUUUAGGACCUGGAAGUGAACCAUUAACUAACUAAGCAAGAAGCAGAUGUCAGCUGGUCCCCCUGCUCCACAAUUAACAGCUGUAACUGAUCAGCUAUAUGGGGAUUCUGGCGCUUAGAGACUCAAGCUACUGUAACCCGAUAACAGAAAAACAAUGCCAGUUUUAGGCUUUCUAGUAAACCCUCUUUGCUGGAAGAGGACAUUUGUGAGACUUAAGUAAAGAUAAUAUUUCUGGUUGGGCCAACCCCCCCCUUUCAAAAAACCCUAAAUGCAGAUCAGCUAAUAGUGUUUAGACAGGUGGUAUCCAUUAAUUAAGCUUGGGAUCUCUCUCUCUCUCUCUCUCUCUCACACACACACACACACACACACACACACACUGAUGGACCUACAUCCUAACACAGAAUACGGUGAUGUGUAAAAUGACAAAUUUAGCACUUUGUGGGGCAAAACAUCCACUGUUGUUUCUUUUUAAAAUGGACUUAAGGAGUUGUAGUUCUUGAGUACUGUUUUGGGAGAGAAGAAAUUGAAUUCUCUUCAGUUCAGAGGCAUCAGGGAAAGAGCAUGAAAAUUAGUUGAACCUCAUCAAUGGUACUUGGCUGUUGUCACAUCUGGGCGUUAAGAACAUUAUCCCAUUGCUGGGAGAAGAAGCUGACCUCCGUAACCACUUUGUGUAGCAUUGAUCACUGUCCCACUAGGGACAGUGUCUCACUAGGCAACAAGUUCUUUAAGGAAGUGUGUCUCCUCAGAGGUUGAGGAUGAAAAAACUAGUACUGAUCCUGAGAGUUGGUGGUUUGAACAUUAAGAACAUGGGUAGUUGGGUAUACAAUAGGCAGGGUGAACUGCCUGCCUAACAUGAAGGUUGCAGACAACCCAAGAUACAACCCAGAUUUUCAAGGAGCAGCUGUCAAAUGUGUCCAGACCACUGUAGUUGCUAGCCUUGUGGCAGACUUGUGACUGUGUAGUCAGAGUUCACUUUGUCUUUCCAGGGAUGAUAAAGACCGAGGGUAUUUUGAAGGAACAUAGGAAGCUGCCUUAUAACGAGUCCACUGGUCCAUCUAGUUCAGUGUUGUUAUUACUAUUAAUUAUUAUUUUUAUAUUAUUGUUUUUGUUCAGUAUUGAAGCCUUGUGGCACACUGCGUCAGCGCGUCUGCUAACCAAAAUGUGGGUGGUUUGAGCUGACCCGGUGUUGGCUGUGGGGAGGAUUCCUGCAUUGCAGGGGGUUGGACUAAAUGACCCUUCCAACUCUAUGAUUUCUAUGAAAUCUAUGACACUGAUAAGCAGCAGCUGUCCAGGAUUUUGGGCAGGGUGUCUCAGGCCUCCCUGGAGAUGCCUUGCUCUGUCACUGGGCUUUAGCCCUUCCCCCAGUUUAAAAAAACAACCCUCCUUUUUUCACCUGCCUUAUGUUAAGUCAGCUAUAAUAAUCUAAGAAUUGCCUUACUGGAGCACAACCAAAGUCCAUUGAAUUUAGACAUCUCCCCAAACAGUGCCCAGCCAGAUGACUUUAGGAAGCUCCCAGGCAGCACACAAUGGUGGUAAGGAUCCCUCUCCAGUGGCUGGUAAUUGGUGAUAUUGUGCACUUGAAUAUAUAUUUAUUGGGCUACUGUUAUCGCACUUUAUAGCCCCGAGAGCCCUCUCAACGUGGCUUAGCAAAGAGUCUGAAAAUUGCGCCCAGAUCUAGUACAGGAACAGAAAAUGCAGGUGCCUGCAUGGAACCAGGGUCUCUCUGGUAGCCUUUUCUGAUGUCAUAACCACCAAAAAUUUGUAAGGAACUGAAAUGGAGGUCAGCCACCGAAAGUUGCUCAGCCCAUGAUAGAAGCAGUUUUCUACUGCUGGAAGUUGGCAGUUGCCAGGCAACAGCUCCAAGUAAGGAUCUCUGAGGAAGUAAAGAAGCUCAUUCAGCUGUCAUGGCUAUCCUUUGUCCAUUUGGCCAUGACAACAAAAGCAUAUGUUCUAAUGGUUUUAACAUUUUUUUAAAAAAAUUGUGUGUGUGUAUACAUACACAUAUAUAUAUACAUACACAUAUACAUAUACAUACACAUAUACAUAUAAAUACACAUGUAUACACAUAUACAUACGCAUGUAUGUGUGUGUGCGUGUACACACACACACACACACUGAGCCAGACCACUGAUCCAUCUAGCUUUGUAUUAAAUACACUGACCAGAAGCGCCUCACCAGGGUUUCAGGCGGGGGUCUCUCCCAGCCUACCUGCAGAUGCUGUGUCGUUGAGCUAUGGCCUUUUCUCACUGUCCACCAUCUUAGGCUGUAUUUACAGACAGCAGAUCACACAAUAAAACUUUUCUGGACUAUGGGUGGAGUUUUUUUUGGGGGGGGUAGAUGAGUCUUGUGGCUAAACAGUCCACCAUUGGAAAAAAUCUUACUGCACACACUGUACUGCAAAAUGGUUAUAGACAGUGCUGUUUUUCUAGGAAAAAGAGGUGCCCGAAUUCUCCAUGAACACCUCCCUUAUUCUCUUAUAAUGGCAAUGGUGCCCACCUGAGAGGUGCCAGAACUGAGUUCCAGUGAGUUCCCCCUGGGGAAAAAAAGCCCUGGUUAAAGAGGAUGUUCACUAUAUAGUGUUAUUUAUAUAAAGGUCUUUAUGAACAAUGUCAGUCUCGAGUUUGGCUGCAGGAAAAAAGGUCGUUAACAUGGAAGUGAGUUUGUGUGCUUUUUACUGUUGGGAUAGGGACACGGGUGCCGCUGUGGGUUAAGCCACAGAGCCUAGGACUUGCUGAUCAGAAGGUCGGCGGUUCGAAUCCCCGCGACGGGCUGAGCUCCCGUUGCUCGGUCCCUGCUCCUGCCCACCUAGCAGUUUGAAAGCACAUCAAAGUGCAAGUAGAUAAAUUGGUACCGCUCCGACGGGAAGGUAAACGGCGUUUCCGUGUGCUGCUCUGGUUUGCCAGAAGCGGCUUAGUCAUGCUGGCCACAUGACCCGGAAGCUGUACGCCGGCUCCCUCGGCCAAUAAAGCGAGAUGAGCGCCGCAACCCCAGAGUCGGUCACGACUGGACCUAAUGGUCAGGGGUCCCUUUACCUUUACCUUACUGUUGGGAUGAGGAAAAUUAUGUUGGCUUGUGUUCUCUAUUUGUGUUAGCUGCCAGGAAAUUGAGAGCCAGAUUUGUUGUUUGUUUAUAGCUUAUAGAUAAAUAAAAUGGUUACUACUAGUAGUACAUAUAGAAAAAUAGAAUAUUAGGGAAUAUGUUGGCUACAGUGCUCCCCCCCCCCCCCCCCGAUACCACUUCUGUAGUGAAAUACGUAAAUGAACUAUGCAUUGUGUACCCCUUCCUUCUUUCCUGAACCUUUCCUGAUUCAUUGUACAAGUUCAGCAUGGGGAGCAAAUUUAUUUGCACUAGUACUUUUUCCAAGCUGGUUAGAUUUUUUAAAUGAGGUGUAUUCGGAUUUUAAGAAGUAAGUAAUUAGCUUCUCUAGCUUCUGAAGUAGUAUUUUACUCCAAAACAAUUUUUCAUCAGUGGCACUGGAGCCUGUUCUCCUUGUUCGGUCAUGUGAGGUGCCUCCUUUCCCUUUUUGUUUUCCCGAACCUUCUCUCAAUUUGUAUGUAUUUUUUAAAAAAGUAUCCUGCCCAAUCUUAAUAAGAUGAUUAGUUUUAGUAGUUUUACAGUGCCUUGGUGUGAAAUAAGUCAGGUAACCACUUUAUUAGAACCCCCACCCCCGUCAGCUUAGAUCUCCUCAACUCACAACUUACCAUGUCAGCUUGAUUGUGAGAAAUAGUCUCCAGAAUCUAAACAUUUGAAGCAACUGUGUAACGUCUAAGCCGCUUCACCUCUCCUUUCAAAACAAAGUCCAGACCAAAAACAAAAAUCCUCUCAAACCAAUCAGUAUAAUGGGAUCACAUUUUUAUUUGUAAGUGGAAAGAUAAUGCAGCAUUUAUUAAAUUACUUUCCUGGUUUGGGCUUGUGGUAUUAAUUAGAUUUGUUUUUGUCAAGCGUUUCGAUUAUGAAAGGGAAGCCUUCCAGUUCUCUUUAAUCAGAGUUCCUGCCAGCUGACCCGGUUACCUGUACCAGCACCCCACGUCUGCCUCCACACAUCUGUUCUUUGACCCGUUUCCCCCUUGUUGGAUUUUUGGCUCUCAUUCUUGCCCUCUUACUACUUCAAGAAAUAAUUGAACAUUCUUCCCCCACUCCUCCUAAACACACUCCCCCCCCUUCAAUGGCUGAGCUCUCCCUGGUUUGGUUAACGAAUGGCUCACUUGUUUCAGGCUUCCCCAGCUAGACGAGCUCCUCGACAACUGGCUAUACUGACUGGGGCUGAUGGGAGUUGGAGUCCAUCCACAUCUGGAUGACCAAAGGCAGUGUGGUGUAGUGGAUACGGAACGUGGAGCUUCUGUUAAAGCUUAUGCAUUGUUACAGGUUGAACCUAUGCAGUCAGAAAUAAGCACUCCUGAAUUGGAAACAUGCAUCUGAAUACAGUGGUACCUCGCAAGACGAAUGCCUCGCAAGAUGAAAGAGUUUUUUGGUUUUUGAGUUGCUUCGCAAGACGAAUUUCUUGCUUCGCAAGACAAAAAACGAAAUAAAACGAAAACGUCUUGCAAGUUUGUUUCCUUUUUCUUAAAACCGUUAAUACCCAGGGUGACUUCAAGGAGCAACUCAUAGCACGCGGUGUGGUAGCCUUUUUUGAGGUUUUUGAAGACUUUGGUGAUUUUGAAGACUUCGGGAAACCGUGCUUCGCAAGACGAAAAAUUCGCAAGACAAAAAAAACUCGCAGAACGAAUUAAUUUCAUCUUGCGAGGCACCACUGUAUGUAUUUAAUGGGCUACUGUUAUCCCACUGAGAGCCCUCUCAACGCGACUUACCAGAGUCUGAAAAUUGUGCUCAAAUCUAAUACAGGAGCAGAAAACGCCUGGCAUUUGUAUGGAACCAGGGUCUCUCAGGGAUCUUUUCCUGGUGUCAUAACAGGCAGCAGCUACCACCAAAAACUUCUAAGGCACUUGUGAAAGGUGCCUUGGGAUCACGGUCAUUAUUUUUUAAAGUUUUUAAAAGGACACUAAAAAUUGUGAAAACAAUCUGGUGUGUGUGCAAAGCAGACUCCUAGUUGUUUAUUUUCAUGUGGUUAUUUCACUGUAAGUUUUUCAACUGGCAGCAAAGAGCUCUCCGGUUCCAUUCACAUGAAAUAAUAUCAUUUGCUUGGCUAAGAGGAUGUAAACUGAUGCUGCUUUGCCUCUGCAGUCACUAAUCUCUUAUAUUCAGGUUGCAAUAGCAGAUUGAUGGGGGAUUUGCUGCCUGCAUGGAAAAGGCCCAGGUAGGCAGCAAAACAACAAUAGGCAGGUGGGUAGAUAGGAGCACACUUUUCUAAUUAGUGUGGUGCUUGGCAGUGUGAGGUAAAGGGGGUGCAGUUAUAAAAACAUCCCAUAUGUCAAAGAGAAGAUAGGGAGAUGAUUAACUGCCACUGGGCUGUCUAAAUUUGAGCUCAUGAGUAGAAACACACUACCUUUUAACUUCUGUUACCAUGAGGUGUAAAGGGCUCCAGAUCUGUGUUAAACAUAGUUAGAUUAGUAUUAUUUGAGGGAGAGAUUGUCUAGGGAAGUGAUCCAUGAAGAGAAACUGAUUGCUGGUCUUAGGUUUUCUGUUGUUUUCUAUUUAAAUAAGAGUUUAUCUUAAAGAACACUGAUUAACUGUUUUGAAAAACAGUAUACAAUUUCAUGCAAAUCAAGAUGCUGCCCCCCUUUUUAAGAGCAAGGUUAAGAGCGUCAUCUGGGUGAAAUAAGAAAUCUUCCUCUUUCCCCUUUCUUAUUGGAGUUGGAGCCCUUUGGCCUAUAGAGAGAGCCAGUGUGUUGUCGUUGUUUGUUGACUGACUUGUUACACGUCUACCCCAUCCUUCCUUUUAAGCAGCUCAGGGCAAUGUCCACAAUCCUGCCCCACCCUGCUUCUCAUCUGGGAGGAUUGUUCACAGUUUUGCUUGCAAGACAUACACCAGAGUCCAUGUUUAUUUAAUAAAAUAUUUAUUGUAAUUAUAUAUCAUGCACAUUGGGCUUUUAGAAUAGCUGAAUAGGGAUGGAAAUGUGCAGCUGGUCUCUGUCAAUAGUUCUGGUUAUUGGUAUUCACUGGACUCUUUGUCUUGAUCAGUUUUCUUUGAUGUCUUCUUUUAAGCCAUCUUACAAAACAUAUCUAUAAAUUAAAUGCAUUCUCUUCCUUCCUAAACAGGUCACCAUGAAAACCAAACAGAUUAAAGAUUCAGUUACGUGCGCUCCUGGUAAGUUUCUAGUGCUUCUGUUAUUUGUUUCUUGAUGCUUCGAGCAUAAUUAAUCUGUGUUAAGUGAGACUGGAGAACAUUUAAGCUUAAAAACAUUAGUGCCUUGCUGAAUCAGAUAGUAGUUCAGUAUUCUUUCCAGCAACCAGCAGCAACUAGGUGAACUUCCACAAAUUUGCCUUUCCUCACUGCCCGCAUUCUGCCCACCCCUAUUUUGGCCAGUUCCUGGGUCAGAUCUCGCCGGCCAAACUUUUUUAAGAGAAUAGGAACUCCUGCUCCAGCUAUAACAUUGCCGCCAUGCAGGGUCUUAGCUUGCCUCACCAGACUCAGGGUAUUGGGAAAUGGCAAUGCAUUCUCUUCCCAUCCCUUAUCCCUGCAAUGACCUGGGAGUUGAGUGUUCAACUCAAGCCAUAAUGUUCGAGUCAUGUAUCUGCAGAAUGAAACCUCGCAAUCCUUCCUCCACAGCUUUGAGAAACUCACAAGAAACAACUGUACUGGCUGCCUCUUCUAUAAAAUGAUCCAGGCAGAAAGGGACUUGUAUAUAUGCCCUUAUUAAGUGGAUAAUAUGAGGCUCUACCCUUCAGUGGUUAGCCGUGCAAAGGACACAGAAUAACUAAGGGUACCGUUAGCAGUAGGGGCAAUGCAGUUCAUUCAUUUCAAACCAGUGGAAAUUGUGCAGUAGCAGGUGCAUGUUAACAAAGGAACCAGAAAACAGUGCCAGAUGUUUUAGCAUCAUACCUAAUUGAUGCUAUUUCUGGAUUGCUUAAUUCAGGUGUGCCUACCAUGGAAACAAAGGAGGAAGUAAAAACAGAAGCCCAAAUUCAUUAUUUUUAUGAACUCUUGAUUUUUUAGUAGAUGUAUCAGAUUUUUUUCAAGGGUUGACUCAACAAUUACUUACUGGGGGGUAACAGUUGCAGAAUAAGAAUACUAUAGGAUCAGUUUCCCCUUCCCUGGCUGAAAUCAUGCUGAAAAUGAUGCUGUUUCCAACAGGUAUUGUUAGGCUGUCAGAGCUGAAAAUGUUGGCCCAAAACUCCAAAUCCAACAAGGCCAGUGUUAACUUGUCAGAUCAUAUAAUCACUCAGCGGGAAAAAGAGGAGGAAGACCUGGAGGAGGACGUGUCAAAGUACAGUUGUGACCCAGAACCAAUAGAUAUGGCAACAGCAGAUCAACAAGAGACUGCGAUGACUGAAGCCAGACACCGCAGGAGGAAAACAAUACCAAAGGGCCCUGAAGUGACACUCCCAGUGAUGAAAGAGGCAGCAGAGGACAAAUGUAGGGGGAAGCGCCAGAAGGACUUUGACACUGCAGAUCAAGAGGAAUAUAGCGACGAGGAGGCCAGAAAAAGAGAGAGAUGCCGCAGUUCUGAAGACUUGUGGACUCAGAAUCAACAGAAGCUUUUGGAGCUGGCCUUACAGCAGUAUCCAAAGGGAACGGCAGAACGCUGGGAUAAGAUUGCCAAAUGUGUUCCGGGGAAAACUAAGGUGAGGUCAUGCUCUCGUGUAGGGUUAAAGCACUCUGCCGUUGGGUGUGGUGUGGUACACUAGCUAAAAGCUGAAGCCGCCUCCUUGAUUCUGCCAAAUGUUCAACCUGAGGGAGGGAAUGCACUUCAGUUUUCAGCAAAUGUUGCUGAGAAUGAGGUGUGGCAUAUGGCUAAAUGCUGUAGCUGCUAACAUGCAGCUCCUUUCAAGGCAGGGCUUUUGGAGGUUUGGGCUGGUUCUGUAUAGCAUUGCUUCUAAACUGGUAAAACAAUGACAUUAGGUUCAUUCGCAGAUGACUCUGGGGUUGUGGCGCUCAUCUUGCUCUGUCGGCCGAGGGAGCCGGCGUUUGUCCGCAGACAGCUUCCGGGUCAUGUGACCAGCAUGACUAAGCCGCUUCUGGUGAACCAGAGCAGCGCACGGAAAUGCCGUUUACCUUCCCGCCGGAGCGGUACUUAUUUAUCUACAUGCACUUUGACGUGCUUUUGAACUGCUGGGUUGGCAGGAGCAGGGACCGAGCACUGGGAGCUCACCCCGUCGCGGGGAUAUGAAACGCCGACCUUCUGACCGGCAAGCCCGAGGCUCUGUGGUUUAACCCACAGUGCCACCCGCAUCCCUGAAGUUAACAUAGUGAGGCCCAAUAUUAGUUUCUGGCAUUUUGCUUUUUAUUAGGAAUUCGUUACUUUUAUUGUUUUUCCAAACAGUUGCUGCUUUUACGAAGUCCUGUUGGUCCAUUAGAAACAUUUCAAAAUCCACUAACGUGAAUUUUAUUUUAUUAGGGCUAUGCGAAAUGCCACAUGAAUGUGAGCAAGGUUGUUUCUUUUAGAUUGACAGCCCACAGAAAGGCAGCAAAAACAAUUGGUGUGAAUGUGUUGGUUGGUACAAGCAGUGAGUCGGUAGCUGUGAAAAGUGGGCUUGAAAUCUCUGCAAGAACCUGGGAUCACUCUGUAUGGCAACUUGUUCAUGCAUUUUCCCCAUGGAAUUGUCUCACUAUGAACUAUUUAGGAUAUUUCCCCCAUUGACAGUUUUCCAUAAAAUGCCACUUUAAAUUGCUAGCAUACAUUUUCAUUUAACAAAAAUGAAAUAUCCUUUAAUCUCAAUUCUGCUUCUCUGCCUGCAGGAAGAAUGUGUGACACGAUACAAGUUGCUGGUUGAACUCAUACAAAAGAAAAAAAUGGCAAAGAGCUGAAUGAACAUUCUCAAGAACUUUGCUUACUGAAAAUGGAGAUAUUUUAAACAACAUAUGCAGUAACUUGUAUUUUUGUACCUCAGUAUUUCAGUAUGUCAUGUGCCUUAGUAAAAAAUAAAUGAAUACAUUUUAUGCCUUCCUUUAAAACUUGUGCUUAUAAGAUCAAUGGAUUUUUUUUGCCAAAAAAAAUAAGUAUGUAAGAACCGAUUACUUAAAACACCCUAAAAUCUGUAGUCCAAAAUCUCUACAGGGCGGGAUGAUCAACAUGGCACCCUCAAGCUGUUGUGGGACUUAAAGUCACAAUAGUCAAGUUUGGUGAGAGCUGUGGUUCAGCAAUAUCUAGAGGGUGGCAGGUUGAGGGGUUAAUAGAACAUUUAGUGAAUAUUGCUAUUUUUAGAGUGUGCUGCAUGGGCUCCUACCAGAUACAGCAAAUCAGGCGUAGCUGGAACUUCAGAUGCUGACUUUAAAACAUGACUUCUCAUUCACACACAUAACGAUGUGUGUAAUACAAUCGAAUGAUAAGCACAUCAUCAAAAAACAAAACUGCAGUUGGAAGAAAUAAGUUGGGUUAUGUUUUACAACCAUAAACAAUAUUAAAAUUUAUUAACCAAAGCUUU